AUGACAUCGCCGGGUUCCCGGCGCGGCCGCGAGGCGGAGGCCCUGGGCUCCUGGCUGCUGCUGCUGCUGUGCCUGGGUCCCGCCGUCGGGCAGCUCCGCUACGCAGUGCAGGAGGAGGUUCCGCGGGGCGCCGUGGUGGGCAGCGUGGCGGACGACCUGGCGCUGGAGCCCCGGCAGCUGGCGUCGAGGGGCGCCCGGCUGACGUCGGGCAGCGGUCGGCAGUACUUGGCGCUGGACGUGGGCCGCGGGCUGCUGGUGGUGAAGGAGCGCGUGGACCGGGAGGCGCUGUGCGAGCUCAGCCCGUCGUGCUUCCUCAGCCUGGAGCUGGUGAUCGAGCAGCCGGUCGAGGUGCACGGCGUGGAGGUGGAGGUGCUGGACAUCAACGACCAUGCGCCCCGAUUCCCCCGCCAGGAGUACCGGCUGGACGUCAGCGAGUCCGCGCUACCGGGCGCCCGCUUCCCCAUCGAGGGCGCAGACGACCCGGACGCGGGCUCCAACUCGGUGCAGAGCUACCGCCUCAGCCCCAGCGAGCACUUCGGGCUGGGCCUGGGGGACUUCGAGCGCGGCAGCAAACUCCUGGAGCUGGUGCUGCUGCAGCCCCUCGACCGCGAGCAGAGCGCCCGCCAGCAGCUGGUGCUCACCGCUGUCGACGGAGGCGACCCGGCCAAGUCCGCCACGGCCCAGAUCUCCGUGCGGGUCUUGGACACCAACGACAACUCGCCGGAGUUCGACCGCGGCACCUACACGGCGACUUUAAUGGAGAAUGUGGCGCCAGGCACGCUGGUGGCAAGGCUGAACGCCUCCGACCCGGACGAGGGCUCCAACGGCGACGUGCGCUAUUCCUUCAGCAGCUACACCCCGGAGAAAGUGCGCCAGCUCUUCAGCGUGGACCCAGUGUCGGGAGAGGUGAGGGUUAACGGGACGCUGGACUACGAGGAAGCAUCUUCCUAUGAGAUCUAUGUGCAAGCCACUGAUAGGGGCCCCGUCCCCAUGGCUGGGCACUGCAAGGUGCUAGUCCACAUUGUGGAUGCCAAUGAUAAUGCCCCUGAGGUUGUUCUGACUUCCUUGUACAGCCCAGUCUCUGAGGAUGCCCCCCCUGACACCGUGGUGGCCUUAAUGAGCGUCACUGACCAGGACUCUGGCCAGAACAGGCAAGUCAGCUUGAGCAUUCCUGCCAACCUCCCUUUCAAACUUAAUUCCUUCAAAAACUCUUACACCCUGGUGACUCAGGGGGUUCUCGACCGCGAAAGGGCUGCUACCUACAAUAUUACCAUCACUGCUGCAGAUGCAGGGAUUCCUCCCUUAACUUCUCACAAAGUCAUCCAGGUGGACAUCUCUGAUAUCAAUGACAACCCACCACGGUUUGAAGAAUCCGCUUACUCUGUUUACAUCCCUGAAAACAAUGCUCCAGGGGUUUCCCUCUGCACUGCCAAGGCUGUUGACCUUGAUGCCAAUGAAAAUGCCCACAUUUCCUACUCUCUGCUGAACAGAGAGAUUCAGGGGCUCCCUGUGGCCUCCUAUGUCUCCAUUAAAUCUGACACUGGUGACAUUUAUGCUGUUACUUCCUUUGACUAUGAACAGCUGAGGGAGUUCCAGGUUGUUGUGCAGGCCCAAGACUCGGGGGUGCCACAACUCAGUAGCACAGCCACAGUGAACAUCUAUGUGGUGGAUCAGAAUGACCAGGCACCACAGAUUCUGUAUCCUGCCCCAGUUAAUGCCUCGGCAGCUAUGGAGAUGAUCCCCCGCUCAGCCAACACUGGAUACUUGGUGACCAAAGUCAUAGCCAUUGAUGCAGACUCUGGGCAAAAUGCGUGGCUCUUCUUUCACCUGGCCCAGUCUUCAGCUCCAGACUUCUUCAGAGUGGCACUUCACAGUGGAGAAGUUAGGACUACUCGAAAACUGCCGGAGGACACUGUGACCACCUUCAACCUUACUGUUGUAGUGAGAGACAAUGGAAAGCCACCCUUGUCUUCCUCCGUGUCUAUCAUAGUUGCCGUGGUGGACAGGAUUUCCAAAAUCAUUCCUGACACAAGGAGGCACGUAAAAAGCUCUAGAAGUUACUCUGAGAUCACCCUUUAUCUCAUUGUUGCUCUGAGCUCUGUCUCAUUUAUAUUUCUCUUGACAAUCGUUGUCCUCGCUGUAAUCAAGUGCCAGAAACACAGUGUGCACAUGAGCUCCUGUUGUGGGGGGUUCUGUGGGACGCCCAGAGAAAGGUGCCCGGUCGGAAUGUACAAGCAGGCAAAUAACAACCUUGACACCAGAAUGUCAAACGGUUUAAAAGUCCAGCCCCAUUUUGUUGAAGUGCGGGGCAAUGGCUCUCUAUCCAAGACCUACUGCUAUAAAGCUUGUCUGACUGCAGGCUCAGGAAGUGAUACUUUCAUGUUUUACAACACCGGGGUCCCAGCAGGAAUCCACUCCCAGGCUGGGAUGGCUGAGAGACAUCUGACUGGGCAGAGUGGGCAGAGCGCACAGAACCUGAUCAUACUUAAAAGUGAGCCCAUCACUCCAAAUGAGGUGAGGACCGAAUGGAUAAAAUGACCUGAACAGGCUUUGAAUGUAACCAGUGGUCUUUUACAUGCUUAAUGCUCAGGAUAUUGAUAGGAAACAAGAGUGGGUUAAAGGAAUGGUGAGGCAUGACAUUCAUUUUCCCCCCAAACAAAAUUGGAGGCUUUUGAUUCCUUCUGUUCUCCUAGCUCAGGUGUAUUAUAUCUGUGUAGCACUUUGUUUUAAAAGGGUUUUUAUCUUCCUGAUCAAAGUAUCAGGGUGUUCUAUCACCUUUCUACAUGUAGGAGAAAGUUCACUCUAGCAGAUUAUAUGAUAGCACAAAAUACGCAUAAAAGAAGCAUAAGAAGGCUCAUUCUGAGAAUCAAUAUGCUUCAAAUGAUGUUCAGGUGAUGCGUGUUUCCUUCGAAGCACUGUGUCCAGUGGGGCUUACUCCCAGGGUAUUGGUUUGCAGCCUACAAGACUUUGUAAUUAUGUUCCAUCUUCUGGAUCAUCAUAUUAAGAUACACUUGGCUGUAUGUUUUCCAGGUGGCCGAGAACAUAUAAAACAUUCUUAGGCUACAAUCCCACCUUUGAUCUCAGUGGGACUUAUUUCUGAGCAGAUAUGAAUAGAUUAAACUGGUAACACAGUGUUUUACUUCUCACAUGGUAUUGCCUCUUCUUCCUGUCCUCCUGUCCUACCUCCCCAUUUCUCUGAAAGUCUAGUGACAUAAUUCAGUAUGUUGACCCAGUUUUUGCUGUGCUGUUGCAGUACAUUAGUCUGCAACCCCCAAUGUACUUGUUUAGUACCUAUGCUCUCUUGUAGUGAUACACUUUAUUUAUUUAUUUAUUUAUUUAUUUAUUAGUAAACAAUACUAACACUUAGUAGGUUGUAAAGGAUCCUAUAUAUCAUUUCAGUUUUAUGGCAUCUGCAGCACAGCAGUACAAUACUGGGUGUUUUUUCCAGGUACCAUUCAAAGCUGUAUAGUGAAAGCAGUCACACUGUCUCCAAAUGGACUUCAGAAGUAGGAAACAAAAUGUACUCCGUUUCAAUAUUUUGGUAAAAUUAUGCAGAUAUGCUUUGCUGAAAAUAAGAGUAGUACAGUAAAAACAAAGUUGGACAGCCAGUUUUUUCAGUAUUCAGAAAACAAGUUAAAUAAGUUAGUAAAUAGAAAGAAAAAAAACUUCUAUUGAAAGCCCCAAGGUGAAAUUGUUUCAAUGUAAUUUUCUCCAACAAUCACUUACUCACUUGAAAAAGGUUAUGUUACUUAAAAGGAAAAAGACCAACAACCUUAAAUAGAAAAUUAGCAUAAUCUGCACUGAGAAAAUAGUCUGGAUUAUGCCAUGGACAGCUUUUAAUGGCCUUGGUGUGAUGGACAACCUAUUGAGGCUACUAUGUCAGCUUGAUAAUUUCUGCAUUUCUGAAAUGAAUCAAUAGGUAUAAUUUAUUUGUUUGACCUCAGUCCAGAUAAAAUACUUGCUGAACAGCAGUAUGGAUUUUUGGUGCCACAAACCUAAAUAAGUUUACUGAAAGUAAAGAUCUGGCUAAACGAGGCAGUGAAGAUGCAAGAUUGGAACUCCUAUUGCUUUAAAUUCUGGCCAAGAGCAUGUGUAUCAGGACCAUGGGAAGAGUGGAUAAUCCUUUCUCUCCGCAUCAGUUUCCUGAUGAAAAUCCCCCCCCCAUCUGCUCUUCAUUGCAAUAAGAAAAACUUAAAUGUACAGGCAGUGUGCUCAUGUGAAGCCUCCAGUAUAUACACGGAGCUCCCACAAGGGCAAGAAUUUCCCCAAGUCACUUGAAGGGUGGGUGCUAUUCCUGCAAUGUAUUUUUCUGUGUUUGAUUACCUAUCCUGGUCACUGAAGUGAAUUGGAUUUAAGUCAUAAUGUCAAAGUUUGAAAGUUUCAUUGAAAACAGUGGAAUGUCCUUGGCAUUUUCCAUCUUCAGGGCAAAUAGCAGCGGUGGGUGUGAGAGAGAGAGACAGGGAGAGAUACAGAGACGGAGAGAAUAAAAAGGAUAAUUCCCCGCCCCCUUCCUAGUUCCAGGCCCAGUCUGAUCACCCUCUAUAUAUUGCUGUUUUUAACUUUAACCUACCACUACCAAUACUACCAACUAUAGGAUACAUGAUCAUGAGUAUAUUGCUAUCUCAUCUAGUUUGGUUCUAAAGAUUUUACAAUCCAGUUUUGCAUUUUCUUACAUGUUUUGUAAACAUGGAAUAAAAUACAUCAAUCAGAGACUGUAAAAGACAAGUCUGGAGACUUUCCUUACCUUUAAAACAGCACUAAAUUAUCCACUUGCUUAUUUCAUGGGAAUUUACUAGCACUUUCCAUGAUGUCAUUAAUACUAUAGUGGGGUAAAAGAGGGGAAGUUUUGUUUGAAGUAGGAAAUUUGUAGUUGCCCUGUAACUUCUUGGUUGGUUUCUGGUACUGUAGUAUGUUAUCAGCGCAAAGAGGGAUGCUAUAUAGAUGUGACCAUCACAAUAUCCUAACUAUUUCUAUCAGAGCCGUAUCCAUAUGGGGGGGGCGUGGCUAGCUAGGUUUUUUGCCCCAGGUAGAGGAGUGCCAUUGAGGCUCCUAGCCUGUGUAUGUGUGUACGCAAAUGUGUGUGGUGUGUGUGUGUGCGUGCGUGCGUGCGUGCGUGCCAAACUGUGUCUUUUACCCGGGUAAAAUGGGAGCAUUUUAGGAAUGAUACUUUGUUUUUUCAUUCUGCCUUCUCUUGUUCCACCUCUGUGUGUGUGUCAGAGUUUUACAUGAUCAGCAAUCCAAAUCAAGGUCAAUUUUCCAAAAAGUGCUGAGCACACCUCAGUAGCUUCCAGCAUGGCACCUGUGUUCAGUUUUCCCCAGAAAGCCUUAGCGACCUGGAUAAUUGGAAGGUGAGCUGUCGGGGGGAUACUACAUCAGAAGCUAUGCAGUGCGCCAGCAGGAAACUGAAGCUAGAUUUAGAUAAAACAAUAGAGAAUCUUGUUUAUUGUAAUUGCAGUUUCCUAAUGGAAAGCAUUUCCUGGAGGUUAUAGGUAUCUCCUUUAAAGGUUUUUAAGAAAAGUCUUGAUGGAAUGCAAGUGAUGGGCUACUGAAGCUUAGAGCAGAGAUUGGAAGUCCUUGGGUUGCCUUGCAGUUUUGUGAUAUUGUGUUUUGCCAAGACAGGGGUCCAUAUGAGACAGAGAGAACAUAUAUCUGUACUACAAACCGAUAUCUGCUUUAUACCAGUUUAGCUACAUUGGCUUCUCACUAAGAAUUCCUGGAAUUGUUGUUUGAUGAUGGUGCUGAGAAUUCUCUGCUAAAAAUAACUAGCUGCUCCUCCCCCAUCAAAUCUGUGAUGGAGACAAACCCAGAGUAGGAUGCAGGCAAAAGGCAACUGUGAGUGCAGCCAAAAAACAGGCUUUAUUUUUGCCCCCAGGCAGUUUCAUCAUGCCCUCCUUUCCUGAAUUUGCAAAUUAAUCUUUCCCCACUAAGUACUCAUAGGACAGUUCCCAAGCAGGAUACGUGUGGUAGUGGGGAGAGGCAGGAAGAAGAGAAGCCAAAUUAAAGAGAAGACUUUGCACAGAAGCAACAAAACAAAAAGUGCUAGGGAAAGCGGCUAAAUAAUUCCCCCCCCCCAACUGAAGUCUCUGCUCAUUUUUUAUUUUAUUUUUUACUUUUGAUUUGGCCAAGGGAGGCAGGACAAUUUAUGCUAAACAUGGGGGGAAAGAGGAAGCACUUUCCUUCUAAUCUAAGAAUUCUUGAGGAAUUCAGUCUUUGCAAAUUCCAACACAAAAUGACAUGAUCCACACACCUCUUGGAGUAAUGUGAGGAUAUGAGUUUGAAUACGUGGGGGAUUUUGUGCUUCUUCAGAUUUUGAGAUGUACAGUUUAAAUUAUCACAAUGUGCUUUUAAAUACCUAUUUUGCCAGAAAAUAUGCAUUUAAAUAUGCAUUUGUACAUGUAUUUAAACAGCACAAUACUAUUUAAAUAGGUAUUUAGAAAUGAUUCUUUAAAAAUGCAUAUUACUGUGGAAAUGGAAUGGAACUAUGAAUAAAAACAUGGAAAAGUGUCACACAACCUAGACAGUGAUCUGGCCAGAGUGUUCUAGAACCGAAGGAGUCAUUUCCUGCUGAUACUGUCCACCUGGGCAUGCAUUUCUAGGUUGUAAUUUAGUAGCUUCUGAAAAGCACAUGCUAACUGUGACUAUUAAAAGUGUUGUGUCUGUCUGCAAACGACUGUUUUAAAUAGACAAACUUUGUUCUGUGCAAUGAAAAAAAAAGAAUGCUCUGGGGUCAUUUCAGCAGCAUUAGUAGCGCAAUAGCCAGCAGGCAGCAGAGAGAUUGUUGGUGGCACUGCAGAGGCAAAGGAUCAAGGCACAGGAUUUAAUGAAUGUCUAGUGUUAUAAUUCAUCACUGCUGGAUGAACAGGGCAGUCAGGGCAGGAUAAUCACCUAAGGGGAACAACAAGCCUGGCAAGCCGUCUUGGCUUCACUGCUGACCCACUGUGAGAUUAAAGCCAGCAUUUGCAAUUGCUGUCUUGCAGGAGAAGGGAAGAAAUAUUAUUUUACCAUUGGGCUUUUAACGUAACCUUUUCAGAAAAUAUGUGCCAUUCCUUGACUGUCUGAAUACUUCUCUCUCUUCCCUGACGAGGGAAGUGCUGGAAUCCUUCUGGCCACAGAUGUCUUAUGAGCUGGAUUUUCACCUUCGUCAUCUGUUGCUCUCCUCAGCAGCAGUUGAGCCUCUCAGUCUGCCUUGUCUGCUGCAAAAAGCCCUUUCACCAGAGUGACGCUUAGCUUUAAAACUGUGCCUUCAGCAGAGAUGCAUUGUAGGGUGUUGCUAUUGGUCAGUUGGCAUGCUAAAUCUUUGCCUAACAAUAGCAAUGUCUGUUUGGGUACCACUGUUUACUCUGCCACCAUUUUGAAUGCUUUGAGAGACAUUGAGAUAGGAAGGGCCAACACAUUUGAUGUUUUCUAAAUAAUCACUGACUGUACGCACUUUCCCCCUUGAAUUUAGUAUUUGUGUGUUACCUUUUGUGAGCCACCUGGGGGCUGUUUCUUGGUUGAAACUCAAACAACAAUAAUGGAACUCUGCAGCAAGACUUCUGAAGCUGCAGGGAUAGAAUCUAGUGAUGCAUUUCAAUUGCUCUGUUGUGCUCACAAAUUUCUGCAGCGGUUUUAUAGCAUCUGCUCUCCCAUCUGAUCAGAGUGUGUGUUGCUGUGUACGAGGAGGAUAGGAGGUUGAUAUCAGUGGCACUGGGAAUCAGAAAGCAAUGGCAGGAGGUGUUGUUUUGGCUAGGGUGAAGGCCUGGCUACUUUCCUGACUAACUACGGCUACUGGUGAGCAAGGAAAGGAAUGAGAAUGACUGCUCAAAAGAAAGAAGCAGGGAGUGGCAGUGGCCUCAGAUAACCCCUGGCAAAAGGCAGGAGAAGUCUGCCCUGAACUGAAAUGAGGGCAACAGAAGGGAUGAAGGAUAAGGGGUGCUUGCCAGCCCUCUUCCCACCAUGUGAUCCCCAUGGAAAACUGUUUGUGGAUCUGGGAGCAAGGCAGUAGCUGCCAGUUUCACCCUACAAAAUGCAGGUAAUUAUAGAUGCACUUGAGAAUGGCUUCCUGGAAGAUUGUGAGAGACUCAAGUUAAUCCACAGUAAAGGCUUGGGCAGAUGAAUUCCCCCCCCCCCCGUCUCUUACACACACACACACACACACACACACACACACAUUUUUUAAAGAAUUGGAAAGGACCAUGAGGGUCAUCUAGUCCAGCCCCCUGCAAUGCUGGAAUAUUUUGACCAACAUGACCCUGAGAUUAAGAGCCUCAUGCUGUACCAAGUGAGCUAUCCCAGUUUUAUGCUUGCAAGAGUUAAUAGUUGGCAGGAUUCAGCUAAGUUAUUGCAGCCUUCAUUUCCCCCCUGCAAAUGUGAUUGUUUGUAGAUCUGUGAUUUCUACUUCCCUGUCUUGAUUAGGGUUUGAGCCAACACAAAUGGAAGCCAUCAGAGAAUUUCUAUUGCCCUUUACAGUGCAACCCUAUAUGUCUGCUCAGAAGUAAGUUCCAUUGAAUUCAGUGGGGCUUCACUCCCAGGCAUGUGGAUUAAGGAUUGCACGUUGAGUCAUAGAACCAGACAUACUGAUUGAUUUAUUUAAACACAUUUUCAGACUGCUUGGUAUUUAAAAAUCUCUAAGCAGUAUACAAAAAUACAGCAUAAAAACAACAAGACAGUGUCAUAAAAGCAAAUUGACAACACAAAAGCCAGACAAACAGGAAUAAAAACAUAUAAAACAUAUAAAACAUAUAAAAACAUAUAAAAAAUAUAUUCAGUAAUAAGAGGGUUCAGUCUUAUGGAUCAAGGAAAGCCUGAGCAAAAAUAUAUGAUAUUUCAAGACACCUGAAGCGACUAAUGGGUGGUCCUUUAUGCUUGUUCAAAGGCUUGUAAUGCCCCCCCCCCAAUCUGGAUGCCCUUCUCACUCCUUCCCUACAUGGGCUCAUUUGUACACUUAGUGGUUGCCUGUAGGGGGCUUCUGAGAGCACUGAUUAAAGCAAGACACAGUAUUAAAGGUUUUAUGAAUGUGCAUGGUUAUUUUUCAUCAAAACCCAUCUUUUUAAAGAUCUCAUUAACUAUUGGUGAAAUUAGAUGCAAUAAGCAUAUAAAAUUAUUUCGUGUGUGUGUAUCUAGAUCAGGGGUAGGCAACCUCAGGCCCAGGGGCUGGAUGCAGCCCAAUUACCUUCUAAAUCCAGCCCGCAGAUGGUCGGGGAAUCAACAUGUUUUUACAUAAGUAGACUGUGUCCUUUUAUUUAAAAUGCAUCUCUGGGUUAUUUGUGAGGCCUGCCUGGUGUUUUUACAUGAGUAAAAUGUGUGAUUUUAUUUAAAAUGCAUCUCUGGGUUAUUUGUAGAACACAGGAAUUCGUUCAUAUUUCCCCUCCCAAAAUAUAGUCCAGCCCACCACAUGGUCUGAGAGACGGUGGACCGGCCCCCUGCUGAAAAAGGUUGCUGACCCCUGAUCUAGAUAGACAAGACAGAUAGAUGUAAGAUAUAUUAGCUCUACCAUGGUGACUUGUGCAUUGGAAACUUCAUGAUUGGAAUGAUGUAAUGUAGUCCAGAGAUGGACUCUGUACAGGACUUCCCAUGGGAUCGGUCCAGAAGCUGCAGCCGGACCGGAAUGCUGUGGCCAGGUAGUUGAGUGGAGCCCUGAGACUCAGGCAUGCUACACCUGUGCUGAGGGAACUGCACUGGCUGCUGAUCACCUACGGGGCCGUGCUCAAGGUCUUGUUAACAUAUAUAGCCCUGAACAACUCAUGACCAGGUUAUCAGAAGGAUCACCCGCCUCUAUAAACUCCCUUAGAUCACCAGGGAACAUUCCACAGAAUAUCAUAGUGACCCCAAAACUAUGGAAUGCCCUUCCCUCUGCCAUACAUGAAGCCAAUUCACACUUAUUCCAGAGAUUGGACCCUGUUUUAAAUAUUUGAAUCCUCAAAAUUUCUGUUUUAUUUGCUUUUUUAUGUUUUUGUGCUCCUGUUUUAUUGGUUUCAGAUUGUAUUUUUGCUUAAUGGAUAUUGUGGAUUAGAUAGAAAUCUUAAAAACAUUAAGUGAUUUAGAAAAGCUUUUAAAUAAAAGAAUAAAUAUCAUUCAUUUAUCUACUUAAAAUGUUUAUAUGCACUAAUUAGAAACAAUAUUUUACUUAUUUUACCCCAUUGUUUUCUGCUUUUCCAUGGGUUAGUUUUACUGUGGUUCUUCAUGCUUUCACUUAGGACUGGAAGCAGUCGAAGAGACACUGCAUUUGUAGAGAAUGCUCCUCCUCCUGCUCUCUCCCCAGAGAUCAUUAUCCAGAACCACUGAGAGGGAGAAGAUUUACAGAGCUGUGAUGAUGGCUGUUGUGCAGUGCUCAGUGGAAAUGCAAUGUUCUGACAGAAGGGACACCAUUAGAGCAGCCAUUUAUUGUUGUUUGCACUUUGGACCACAAACUGAAUGACAUUAAAAUCCUUCUGAAAGCUCUUCAUUGUGUUUAAAGACAAGGAGAGCACAGAAGCUGCCAAAGAACCAGAAGGUCUAAAAUAGCUUUUAAUUACCUUCCUCUCAACUCUUCUCAAAGUGUUAGAGUACUUUAGUUGCUGAAUUCUGAACAAAUUAUUAAUCAUUACUGCACUUACUUUCACCAGCUUGUAUCCAUUAGUUGCAAAAUGCAGAACUCCAAAUUUUUCUCCAUACAUCUAGAACAGUUGGGGACGUCAGCAUCUCAAACAUCAUCCCCCCCCACCCAAAAACUCUUCCUCUUGCAUGCCUCAUGGCAAAUCACAAAUGCUUAGUAUCUUGCCUUAUGCAUGUUUGCAAAAUGGCAGCACUUAAAUUAUCACACGAGUAUGGAAACUGAAGUUUAUUGUGGGCUCUUAAUUUAAAGAAAGAAAGAAAGUGGCAGGUGAAGCUUCUUUGUAUAAAGCAUAUUGAUCCAAGAGGACAUUCUGUAAGAAACUCAAGACGAAAUGCAGAGCUAUCUUUAAAUAAUUUACUGUGUUCAAUGCAUUUAAUACGAAAAAGCAGGACUGGGCAUUUAUUCCUGGGCUGUUUCCAACAAUUCCACUACAACAGCACUCUUAUUAUCUUGUGUUAUUUGUGUACUUGUUGCUUUGCUGUAAUGAAUGUUAUCCAUUAUGGCAUCAAGCCAACGGUUUAAAGCAUGGACUUUUGACCUCAGACAUGGGCACAUUAGUCAAUGAGGGGUUUUUUGGGUGCUCUGAGGACAUAAACCAUGGAGUCCUCAAAGAGGUCACUUGCAUUGUUGUUAUCCUCAGCUAGCAGACAUGCACCAUUGCAGGACCUAAUAACAUCACCACUACAGAUCAGAAUCCUACCAUCGGAGUUCAUUCACCUGCAUAUACUCCAAUGUGACACAUGCAGUCGCCUGCCAAAAAAGGCCUUCUGCUGUCUGCAUUAGACAAAUAAAUCUGUCUCUAUGUAGAAAAAUGUCUCUAUGUAGACUCAAUCCUGACAUAAAAAAUUGAACACCAAGAAACUAGAGGGAGAACAUUUUCAUUCUCCUAGGGUAAUCUGCAGAUGACCUCAAGUCAGAAGCACCAGCUUCAACAAAAAAUACUUCAAAGGAAGGCUUCCAGUGUAAAACAGAUGAGUUGCACAAUUUGUAAGCAACUUUGACUCUCCUUAGUUUAGGCUUAAUGUCCAGCUAUAGAAAGCAAUUCUUUCUCAUUAUGUUAAGAAUUAGGAUAGCAAGAAAGUGAGAGCAUUGCCACUAAUGACGGCCACACUCUCUCCUUGACAUUCGUAGAAUCAUAGAGUUGUAGAGUUGGAAGGGACCACAAGAGUCAUCCAGUCCAACCCCCCGCAAUGCAGGAAUCUUUUGUCCAACAUAGGGCUCAAACCCAUGACCCAGAGUCUCGUGCUCUGUUGACUGAGACAUCAUAGGGUUACUGCUAUCUUUUGUCUUCACUGUUUUGUGUAUGUGUAUGUAGAGAGGGAGGUGGGCUUAAUACAGUGGUGUAAUACAGAGGGCAGAUUUGAUGAAGUGAAGGGCUGUGAGGGCUGACCAAAGGGCCAACCAAAGUUGUUAACUUUUUUUAGGAUUGAAGUUGUUGAGCUUUUUUAAGGGUUGAAGUUGUUGAGAUUUUCUUAGGAUUUUACCCCAGGAAAUAAACUGCCACAGGGGCCGGAUUAAACCAACCGGCAGAUUAGGCUCGCGAAUUGGAGUUCAGACAUGCCUGGCUUAAAGAAACAGCUCAUAUGAUGGCUGGAAUACAAGUGGAAGAAAACCCCACUUACCAUAACAACCCACUUUGUGGCUGUAUGAAGAGCUGCUAGGGCUAGAAGUAGGCCACCAUGGUUCUGUGCACAGCUGCCAAUGCUGUGAGCCUACAGAGCGUACAGAUCAAGGAUGGCUUAACUAUGGUCCUCCAGCUGUUGAACUACAGCUCCCAUCUUCCAUGAUCAUCGGCCAUGCUGGCUGAAACUGAUGGGCGUUGUAUUCCAAUGACAUCUACACAGCCACAGUUUAGCCACCUUUGCCCUAAUAACAAAAUGUUCCCAUGUGUGAGUCCACCCACCCAUUGGCUAUCCUCUAUAGGAAGGGCUCCAAAGUCUUUAUGUACAGAUUGGGACUUUGCUUUGGGCAGUGAUAGCAUUUCCUGGUUCUUUGCUUCCUUCUUUGACUCCUGGAUAGACCUCCAGUCCUAAUCUCUGAUGUUAAGCUUGGCUCAGCUUUAUUGGCCAAUACACAGGUUGUAGCCAGGGCCUCAACUAGUCAGGUUGGUUUGGAUGGAUUUCACUUAUUGCAGACUGAGAAUGUGGACAAGGUAGGUCAUAAGAACAUAGGAAGCCAGCAAUGACUCUCCAGGGAUUUUGACAGGAGUCUUAUCUGGCCCUACCUGGAAAUGCCAGGGAUUAAAACUGGGACCUUUUGCCGGCAAAGCAUGCGUUCUACUGCUGAAUUUAAAUUGUUCCCAUGGUGCUUGGAGAGACGUGGUCCAUCAGUGGUUCUAUGAGAAAGGAAAUGAUCAUGACUGCCACAAAGGAAGUACCAAUGCAGCCGAUGAAGAUCUUGCCUUCCUAGGAAAUUGGAAACUGCCUCAUGUAUCCAAGGGCAGGGGUGGGGGUGCUAGGAAAACCUGUUUGCACUCUUCUAUUGCACAACCACCUUGCAGUGUAGGCAAGCUGCAUCUUAACUAUCUGGUAGCUGCUCCCACCAUCCUAACUUACAGUCCCCAGAUGGUAGUGGAUUUUGGGGUGUUCAAGAAAAUGCUAAAACGUGGGAUCCCAAAACAAUGCAUCCUGCACUUCUCAGUCAGAUCCCUCUCGGCUUACUCAGGAAAAUUGGGCUAACAUUCAAUUGUCUCUUCAUCCUGGGAUUUAGCACAGCUUACCUUUCUCCCCAUGAAACCCACAGUUUCAUCCUAGUAGCAAACAUCCAGUGGAGAGGCAAAUUCCUAAAGUGUUUUUUGGGGGUGGGGGAAACAGUUGUAGUUGUUGUUAUUUUUUAUUAAAUUUGUAAACCAUCCUUCAUCUGUAGAUCUCAGAGUGGUUCAUAAUAUUAAAAUAUAAUGCAAAAACACAAAAUAAAUAUUAAAAACAAGAACAUAAAAAGUCGCUAUCCAAGAAUCCCCCCUCCCCAAACACACACAUUUAAAAGGGGUAUACGAUGUUAAUCAACCAAUGCCUGGCUAAAGAGGAACUUCCCUGGGGAGAGCAUUCCAUAGAUGGGGAGCCACUGCAGAAAAGGCCCUGUUCUCGUGUUGCCACCCUCCGUACGUCUUGUGGAGGAGGCACACGAAGAAGGGCCUCAGAGGAUAAUCUCAGGGUCCAGGUAUUUAGCAUUGUCAUGCUUAAUGACAAUAUUUGAUGGUAAAGUAUGACAAAUAUUUCUCUUGUAAGCAGUGUAACAAAGAAAAGUAAUUUAAGAUUUUGCAGUUUCAGUUUACAGAGAGACAUUAUUUCAUAGGAAAAACAAUGAAUAUGUGACAUCUAAAAGAUUCAGAUUUAUUGGGUGUAAACUUUUGUGGGCUAGAGUCCAUUAGCUGUGAAUCUAACAACAGAUGCUGUAUCAGUUAUUUGAGAAUAUGAAAAAGGAGAUAUUUGUAGACCAAUAGGUUGAUACAGUUAUUAUUAUGUCCAUGAUUGCUGGUCAGGGCUGAGAUUUGAGCUAUAGAAUAGGGUCUCGUUUCUUAUUUCCUUCUCCCAUUUUUAGAUCCCUUUUUUUGAGGCAUUAGCUCCUGCUGUUGUGACAAAACAUGUCUGCUUUUGAUGAAAAUCUGCUGCAGUCGGCAAGCCUGAUAUAAUCUAGUGUAAUUCUCUGCAGUCCAUAAACCCCAGCAGAAACUCCAUCACAAGCAGAGUGGCUGAAAUCCACUCUUCACAGGAGGCUGCACUUAAUGGAACUCAGAGAGACACCUUCCAGUAGAAAAGAAUCAUUUUCUCUUUCACUGGAUAAACAAACAAAGUGUUAUUAAAAAACAACAACCUGCCUUUUCCAUGCAUUCUGUGGUAAUCCUUAACAUUCAGCCAUGGCAAUAUUAACUAAGAAGUAUAUCCUAAGUAUAUCCUUAAUAUUCUGCUUCCUAACACAUCGUUUCUCACCUUCCUGUAUCGUGCUUUUGAGUUUUGCAUGCUGUUAAUUGUUCACAUUGCAUAUGCACUUUGCAAUUGUUAAACCUUUCCUUGCUGGUGUGGGGUUGUAUUCCAUUUUUAAAAUACUAAUAUUAAAUUUGCUUACCAUCAGAUUUUUACUGCUCUGAAUUAUUUAUUUCUAACAUCUGUGCAGAGCUCAAUUGUGGAAACCUCUAGGUGGUUUACACAGAACAUAAACUAUACAUUAAAACAUUAAAAUUAUCAAAGAAAGUCAGGAUUAUUAUUUUUUAAGUUUUAAAACAUAAAAAAAUCCAAGUGUACAUAAAAUCAGUAGUUAAAAAUAUACUCUUUCUGAAUGAAAAGUACCUAUUAAAAUGCACGCCAAUCUUUCAUAUCUGGGCAGGCUUGCCUAAACAAAAAAUGGUUUUUAGCAGUCACUGAAAACAAUAUAGCCAACAUGCCUGCCUAAUGUCAAUGGGCAGGGAGUUCCAGAGUGUAGGUGCUGUCAUCAUAACGGGGGGAGGGCAGCCUGUGGCCCCCCAGAUGUUGUUGGACUCCAGUUCCCAUCCACCACAGCCAGCAUGACCCUUGGCCAGGAAUGAUAGGAAUUGUAGUCAAGUCUAGUUUUCAAGGUGGAAAGUCGCUUUAUGGCAGUCAACAGGCUGCUAGAAAACUUGGUCAAAACACACAAAUUCUUCGUGUGACUAACCCAUUCAUAUAUAAGCAGAGUGAAGUGGUUCUGUUUUUUCUUUAAAAAGGCACACAUGGGCAAGUGGAGUUGAAUCUGUCUUCUUUCUUCUUACUUCCCCAUGCUCUGUUGUCUCAAGCAUUUUUCACCCGUCCUCUUUUUUGCUCUUCAAGAUAUGGCAUCCCUAGAUUUGGAAUGUAUUGGGUGAGGGGUUGGCAAACCCUACUGCCUUUGAGUGAGUAUAUUUUUGUGAUCAUUUGGCAGAUUUUUUUAAAAGCUGAAGAAAUCUGGAGGUGAUCCGAGAUUAGAAUGCAUCGCUUUUUAAACAUGUUUAAGCAGAAAUUAAUAUUGAUUUCUUUCCCUACUUUGUUUUGCAGCCAAAACCACCCAAUCCUGACUGGCGUUAUUCUGCAUCUUUAAGAGCUGGAAUGCAAGGGUAUGUAUCGCAUGUACCCUUCUUUUCUGUGAGGGAAACUGUUCAUUUGCAAUCUGCUUGCUUUAAGUUGCAUUGCCCUUGAUCCACCAGGAAGAUGUCUGUCUGUCUGGUAGGCUGGUUGGUUGGAAGUUGUUUUGGGUUGCCCUGGGCAAGACAAUGUGGUAAAGGUAAAGGGACCCCUGACCAUUAGGUCCAGUCAUGAACGAUUCUGGGGUUGCAGUGCUCAUCUUGCUUUAUUGGCCGAGGGAGCCGGCGUACAGCUUCCAGGUCAUGUUUCCAGCAUGACUAAGCCACUUCUGGCGAACCAGAGCACCGCACAGAAACACCGUUUACCUUCCCGCUGGAGCGGUACCUAUUUAUCUACUUGCACUUUGAGGUACUUUUGAACUGCUAGGUUGGCAGGAGCAGGGACUGAGCAAUGGGAACUCACCCCGUCGUGGGGAUUUGAACCACCAACCUUCUGAUCGGCAAGUCCUAGGCUCUGUGGUUUAACCCACAGCACCACCCGUGUCCCUUAAGACAAUGUGACAUAAUAAUAAUAAUAACAGCAUGACUCUGCCCUUGUGGCGUAGGAGAAGUUCCUGGUGGAGUGAGCCCAUAAGCAGCUGUAAGGUCAUGCAACUUUCAGAUAUUUUCCAGACUUGUUUUAAUAACUGUUUAUAACAUAUAGCAAUAUUGUUCACACCCUGAUCCCUGAGUGGCGAGAGACCCAAAGGGUGCCAGUGCUUACCCUGGGUUCAGAUUCUGUGGAAUGAAGGAGGCUGGGGUGUCUUUGGGAUAUGUGGUUUUAAUACAAUUUGAGCAUACAAUCAUAGAAUUGUAGAGUUGGAAGGGACCCCAAGGGUCAUCUAGUCCAACCCCCUGCAAUGCAGGGAGCUGUGAUAAAGCAUCCAUGAUGGGUGGCCGUCCAGCCUCUGCUUAAAAACCUCCCAAGUAAGGAGAGUCCACCACCUCCCAAAGGAGACCAUUCCACUGUCAAACGGCUCUUACUGUCAGAAAGUUUUUCCUGAUGUUUAGUCGGAAUCUCCUUUCUUGUAACUUGAAGCCAUUGGUUCAGGUCUUACCCUCCGGAGCAGAAGAAAACAAGUUUGCUUCAUCUUCUAUAUGACAGUCCUUUAAAAUAUUUGAAGAUGACUAUCAUAUCUCCUCUCAAUCUCCUCUUUCUCAGGGCAGUGCACAGCAUUCAAACCUAGUGUUGGUUGUACCCAAUGAAGUCAUCUUGUUAGCACAAGGCAUUCCACUUGCAGAAUGGAUUUCCCUUCCUUCUCCUCUCCCUGUGACCCCUGCACCCCCCAAAUCCGCUCCAGGAGUGUGCAUGGCAGUGGGGAGGAAGAGAGAAAGUUGUGUUCUGCAAGAUGGUAUGACUUCACUAGAUACAAGCCCUUAUCUCUACAAAUCGUUUGAUUCAUUUACUAUCUUCAUUACUAUUUUAUUAGUCAUUUCUGCUCCCUGUGUGAUACACAUUAUACAUGUUAUAUAGUUUAUCUUCCAAUAGCCAUGAGUUGUGGUUAGGUGUCCAAAACUACACAGAAUGUGUGUCGUGGUUGAGCAAGAAUAUGACUCCAGAUAGUCCGCCACAUUGAAAAACAUCUCUCUGGGUGGUAUUCAACUACGUGCUGGGGCAAAUGUCCCAUCAGCACAAGCAUUGCAGCUUGCGGGACAGAAUGAUCCUCUCCUCCCCCUGCAGGCUAUUCUGGGAGUUUUCGCUGCCCCCAAGCCAAUUUUGGGGAGUGUCAAUGGAGCAGAGGAGGAAAAACCUUGCUGUGUGAACUUGCACUGACGGGACUCAUUAGCUGAAUCCCGCUCUCUGUUCUGUGUGUCACCCUAGCAACAGUAACUGGGGACAUCAUCAGAGUCAGCAUGACAGCAUCAGGUACUCCAAAAUGGCACUGGGCACCUGCUUUGGGAUAAAGGCCUAUUUUAUAAUAUGGUCACCAACAAAUGCAAAUAACUGAGCCAAUGAAUUAUAUCUAAUGAAGCAAGGUUGGCUUGGAAAUUGACAACAUUUUUGCCAUCAAUAGAAUCUAAUAGUUGACUUUAGAAUUUUGGAUCAAAUUUAUCCAUAUGACAAGCAAAGCACAUGUAUUUAUUUCUUUAAACCCACAUGCCCUUUGUCAUUAUCACUUGAGUUUACACCUUAAUAAUGUGUGGUUGUUAAAUGUGCUGGCCUCAUGUCAGAAUGUUCACCACAUAAUGUGUCAGAAAAAGAUUCUGUGGAAUGUUUCCUGCUGUUCCCUCUUUCUUCAAGCCAAAGGCAUAAGGUGCCAUCACUGCUGGGUAUUGUAAAUUACAGCAGAAUACUUGCUGUAAGAGUUUGGUUAAUGGUAGUAAGCUGAAGGAUGCCUGGAACUGACAGGACAGUGUUUCAUUAUUUACUUCAAUGGUAAGGCAUAAACACUAUUGGGAUUUAGUAAUUUCCCAGCUAUGUUAGACAUGUCACAUCUCAUUAAUGGAAACAACCCAUUCCGUAAAGGCAACAUUUGUGCAACAUUUGUCUGACUUGGAUGAGAGCAGGGAUAUAUUAAGUUGUGGAAUGCAAAUAUACAAUGAAGGUCCACUAUUGUACAUUUUGAAAAACUGAAACAUUAGAUGGUUUCAAUGAUACUUUUGCAGGAAGCACACUGUAGCAGAAAAGGUGGUAUAUUAAUACUUUCAUCAUAAGUAAGAAUGAAAUAAUUUGCAUAAAUGGUUGUUGCUGCUGCUGUGGGUGAUGAUUAUGAUGGUGCUGAUUAUGAGCAACUGUGACAGUGAGCAUUUUGGAAUGUGUAGCGGAAAGGGCAAUGCUGCUUUUAAAAAGGAACCAUAUUGUUUUAAUGAGAACGGCAUAAUCUAAUCACUGUGUACAUUUGUUUAGUGCUGUACACAUGGAGGAAGCAGGAGGCUUACGUGUGGGACCUGGAGGACCUGAGCAGCAGUGGCCAACAGUAUCCAGCGCAACAACAGGUAAGGGGGGGGGAGUUGCGCCAUUUUCUCUGUGUGGUCUUGGAACCAGUUUCUGCUUGUUCAUAACUGUCCUGAAUCACUCUCUGCCAAAGAACCUCUUGAAUUUGAAUGAACAAGGCAAAAGAACAGAUGGGUACCUGAUAUUGGCCUCAGUCCCAGGCUUCCAGCAGCCUGCAUCAGAAAAUAACUUGAGAUUGUUUGAAUUGUGGUUUGAAGAACAUUUCUAAACAGCAUGGAAACAACAUUUUUAAUAUGACAGAAGAGGGCACAAAAUAAUUGCUGCUGGUUGUUAUUUAUCUCCUCAUUCUUAUUUUAUAAGCUCAGGAGAAAUGUAUCUCCUCCAGCCUCUCAGGUGAGAUUUAAGACCAGGGAAGUGUAAUAUCAUCACUACUGGCGUAUAAAAUUGGAUUGUUUACCAGUUAUGGGGGUGGGGGAUGCUGUGAUGGUGCUCCACAUGCAGGCAGGCACACCACAGACCCUUGCCUCACUACUCUCAGAACUCAGGAUUUGCAUAUUGGGUACCUCAAGGGGAUUUUUGGAUUGCCUGAAACAAAGCAAGGACUGCUGAAGCACAUUGUGUCUCCUCCAUGAUGCAGACAUUUGAAAAAUGCUGCAGACAAGCAUCUCCUAAAACCAAAUCUAUGUCUUUAAGCUUGCCAUAUAAGGGAAAUGCCAGGGGGUGGGAGGAGAGGGAGCGGCUAGACAAAAUCAAAUCUUACAUUUCUUGUUUGAGGGAAAGGCCACAAUGCCAGGAGGAAAAAAGGGGCGCUCCUUCAUUAUUGACAGGUCUAGCUUGUAAUAAGAGAAAAUGAUGUUUUCCGUGCUUGCCAGUCACAGUGCCUUGGGGGAAGGAGCAGCCUUAUAACAGUGAAACUUAUGUUUCGAAGUUUAAGGAAGAAACCAGGAUGAGGAGGGAGACAUCCUUCCUUCCUGACAGAUCUAAUUUAUAAUCAGAGGAAGUGAUUUUAUGUUUUAAUUCUUCUCACCCCAAAAUCAGCUCUAAUGAUAUGUAAGUUACUUUGAGUCAUUUGCAUAAGUAAACGACUAAUAGGAAUAACUAAUAAUGGCAGUUAGUACAAAUGCUUAUGAACAUUUCUGGGGGUACUGAAUGGUACACAACACCGGCACCUUUUACUAGAAGAAAAGCAUUGCCUAUGAACCUGUUUGUUUGUCUUUUGUUAGGUUUCUUACCCAGGGGAAAGGCUGCAGUUUUCAGAUCCGUUACCCACAAAACACUAGGGAAAGAUUAAGUGAUUCCUUUUUUACACAUCAAAAAACCUGUAACAGCGACCCUUACAGGAAAACUUCUGCAAGUUUCCUUCUGAAACUUGGCAGGAUCCAUGCCUUCAGAAGAGACAGCUGUGCCUGCACAUUUCAUGGAAUCCCAGCCCCAGAUUUAGAAAGCUAAAGAUGCCAUCUUUUAUUUUACAGAAAUCAAAUUUACAUAGCACAGAGCCCCCUGGACCCAUGUGGUUGUGAUUUUAUCCACUCUUGACGGAUUAGUAUGUCUGCAAAUUUCUUCCACUUCUGUUGAAAGAAAACAAAAAUGAUAGCUGGGGUUGUUUUUUUAAUCACAAUAGUGAAGGAAAGGGAAUGUGAAGGGAAAGAAAUAAACAGGCUCAAACUGACAGUGAGCCAAAUCCGGCAGCUCUUGAGGUACCUCAGGCCACAUUUUGUGGUGUGCUAUUUGGGGUCUGAACUAAAUAUUGUGGUUGGUGCACUCAGCUACUAUAUAAUGUGUUAUAAUUAUAGCUCUUCAUUUUUAGUUGUUUUCUGCUCUGGUGCCCAGGUUCAUGAACUCAUGCUAUCCCCCCCCCCCCCAUUGCCAGUCAAAUUAAGAUAUGCUUUCCAUGAGGCAAUUGACCCAUUUCAUGCCAUUACACUAAAGUGAACUAACCAAAUGUUUGCUUUUGCUGUGUCAUUUCCACUGCCCCAGAGUUACACCUGUGUCUCGCCAGGCGUUAAUUAGCUGCUCAUUUGCAAGAGGCCUAUUUAGCUGUUGCAGCUCUCUCCCUCUGACUGGAAUAAGGUGCACCUGAUCCCAGUUUCAGAUACACACCUUCUGUACAGUUGGCUUGCUCAAUUUUUUAUUUCCAUUAGGUGGGUCAGUAAACCAUUCAUUUAAUUUAUUGGUCCACAAAAGCUUUGGCCAAAGUGCUUCGCACUGAAGGAAUCAGUGAGUUAAUCAAUGAGAGUUUCAAAAGAUGAUGUCAUAAUAAGUUUUAAGAAGGAUAAAGAAGUUAAUCGUUAAGCCAGCAAAUCCUUAAUUCCUUGCAUGCAGCUGCACUCUGAAUUUGUGUAGCAUAGCAGCAGUUCUGUGCCUGGAGCAUUAAAGCCCGUUCUCAGUUACAUGGAUCAAACUUCCAUCGGAUCCAAAGGGAGUUUCACCUAAGCAAAGCAGAGCAGAGUUCAUCCUGUUGAUGCUUAUUUCUUUUAAGCUAAUGCCAUGUCCUGAAUUUCACUCUGGCGUAAAGAGGAAAGUGGAAAAUGAAUGGCUGAGCUGCUUUGAAAAUCCAUGGGCUGCAAUGUUGUUGUCACCAGAAAGUAACAGAGUAUGGAGCAGAAAAAGCACUUAAAAUCGGCCCCUUUUAUUGGCUUGCUGAAUUGCUGAUUUUCCCCCCUCCAUCAGUGUCAGCAGAGGAGAGGGGAGAUUUUUCUAAAAGGUAUUUCAUGACUUAGUAACAGUAACAUUAUGGUCCUGGUAAAGAACAUCAAUUAACAUUUUUCUUUGAUAAAAUGCACCCUUUUGAGGUUGGUGGGGGUGAUUAAUACACAGCUGCCAAACGUGAAGAAACAUUAGACUAAAUUUUAGACUAAAACUUCCAACAUUUGUUCUGUUGGCCUACUUUAUUCUUACUGGCUUUUGCACUUCUGAUACAUUAAAAUAAUUCAGUUAAAAGGAAAGGAUUAAAUGGUGCCUAAGAGUUGUGGGGUAAACCAGGAACUACAGAGAGCAGCGGAGGAACACGACUCCUUCUUCCUCAAGUUUACUUUUCAGGAUACACAGCCAUCUUUCCAAGGCAGCUAACAAGUAGCAGUAACUUAUAUUUUAGAAAAACACAACAGUAAACAAUAUUUUUUAAUUUUGCAUAUAUAUAUGCAGUGAUUCAUACACAGUUGAUUUUUAUUUUUUAUUUUUAAGUCCCACCCCCUCCCACAGUGGUACCAAAUGUCUAUUUCAUGUCAUUUCACUUUUUAGUCUUCCUCAAUUUGGUGUGUGCUCUCAGAGGCCUAUUAUAACCAUGUUCUAUCAUAGAAUUGUAGAGUUGGAAGGGAUCCUGAGGGUUCAUCUAGUCCAGCCUCUCUAAUGCAAAGUUCACAGUCUGGCCACCCUUGCUAGCAUGGGCCCUGGUGCAAGUGCUGCAAUUGCACCAUUAUCACCCAACAAGUUCAUAAGUUUAUUAUUCUAGCCAAAGGCCAUGUCAAACUUGCAUUAGGCUUUGCAUUAAUAAAAUAAUACAGAAUACAGUCAUACCUCAGGAUACAGAUGCUUCAGGUUGCAUUUUUUCAGGUUACGGACCCACCGAAACCCGGAAGUACCAGAACGGGUUUCUUCCAGGUUUCGGGGGUCGCUCAUGCACAGAAGCGCUAAAUCACGCUUUGCGCAUGUGCAGAAGUGCUGAAUCACAACCCGUGCAUGCGCAGACGCGCUGCUGCGGGUUGCAAACGUACAUCCCGCAUGGAUCACGUUCGCAACCCGAGCGUCCACUGUAUACAUCUGCAAUAUUAAAAUUCAUAUAAAAAGACUUCGCCAAGUUCCUGAGCAUUAAAACACAGUUUGCCUUAUGCAUCUCCGACAGCUCCAGUUCUAAUAUUAUUUUGCCUUUUUCAAAUCCAAUUCGCCAUUUUCCACUUUGCUACUAAAUAUCUUUAGGGCGGGUUCAGUCUUCCGUGUGAAGUUGGCAACAAGUAAGGCUUGAGCUCCACAGUCUGUUCUAGUUUUAAUUGAAUAGCUUUAAAGUUUUAAAGUCAUUUGUCUCAGCACUUAAUACUAAUUGCAAAUUCAGGUAAGGAGCAUAUCUCUUUUAACCGUUUUCCUUCUAUGUGGUCUUAAAAGUCAUAUAUUUUAAUUGGAGGACAGGAGCUGGAAGAGCAGCUGUUUGGGUUUGAUGUUUUUAACUGAUAACAAACUCAUGAGAAAAACUUAGAAGACCAUCUCAUCCUAAGGAUACUCUGCAGUUUUAACAUGGUUAUUACAUGAGCACAGACCUGUGGUGCUUCAGUUAAAGCGUCCAGAAAGCCACUGCCAAAUUUAGUUCGGAAAUUUAUGCUGGGUUAUUGUGACUCAGCAGGGGAGGUGGAGGUAACUGGAAAGUGAUUGUGGCAAGAUGGACAGCCAUGGUCCUUUACAUUGUGAGAGUGCAAGUAAGGGGCUGGAGAAGCCUUUUUCCAAGUAAAAGCUUAGCUACCUGGUCAAUUGAGCCACACUUGUUAGGAGAUGAUGUAUAUGCUCCCAGGCAACCUCAGCUUCCAGAUUUAGGAAAUCAUUUAUUUAUGUUAUAAAUACCUGUCUAAUUGAGACUGGAGAGGCAGUAUUGAACUAACCUUUUGGAAUCCUGAUAUAUGGGACAAAUUUUGGUCUCUAAGUCAUAUUUUUGUUGACAGAGAGCUGUUAUUCCAGUUAAAACAUUGCCUGAAUAAUGCCCCCACCCAGUGUUAAAUAUCUAUCCCCCAUACUUACUAGAGAAAGGGAACUGUAGUCUGGAAAAGGCCAUUUGAGAGGAAGGAGCAGUAAGUUCUCAAGCCACAAGACUCCUGCCUUUGUCACCUGUCCUAAUAAUAUCCAGAUACACUCCAAUAGACAAGAAGGGGAAAACCAUCAUAUUGGCCCAAAUGCAGGUAUUGGAAGAAAUAUGCCCAAGUUAGAGGCCCAGAACUCCUACCCUGCUAGCAAUCCACUUUCCACAAAUCAAAGCGAUUAAACAUUAACAAAUGUUCCAGAUAAGCCCAGGUCUGGGGGUAAUUACAGAAAAGCAAAUUAUGAUACCUUCAGCUCUCCUCUAAGGUGCCAUAACUGACUACAAAACAUCCAGAAAGGUCUUAGCAUUCUUUCAUGGAACCUGGUGGGAUAAUAAGAAGGUGGCUAAGGACUUCAUUUGUAUACUCCAGAAAUUUGAUAUAAUAUGUUUGCAAGAGACUUGGUUACAUGAAUUUAACUCUCCCCCUGCCCCCGACCCACAGGGUUAUAACUCUUUUAACCAGUCAGUUGUUAAGAAAUUUUAAAAGGGCUGAGGAAGUGGGGCCUUGUCUACCUUUACAUCACUUGGGCUUGCAGGGCGCUGUGUGUGCACCCCUUAAAGCAGGGCGGUGCCGGCCGCUUCAGCCAGCCAGGCUCCCCACUGCACAGCCCCACUUAGCUUCAGUGGGUGGGGGUCACUCCGGUGUGUGGGCAGAAUACCUGAAAAUGACUCCAGUAAAUGGCCUUAUUUGAUGCUUUGCAUGCCUGAUAGUAAUCAGCUGCCCAGUGCAAUGUGGACAUCAUGUAUCUCAAUCAUGUUGUUUCCUCGGGGCGCCAUUAAGUGCAAAGUGGAAGAAAACUCUUCUUCCUUGGGUGGUUAUCUUGUCAAGAGUAAUCAACUAAGCACGGGGUUGUGCGGUCACUACUUCGAAGGAAUCUGUUGCUCUCACGCAAGGCAGCAGCUACGGUUUUCUGCCUUAAUUCCCACUUCACACACAUAUAUUGCUUCAUUUUAGAAUGUUUUUGAACUUAAAAUUAAAUUGAGCAGUUUUUAAAAAGACAUUACAAUACCUUCUCUCCACCACAUAUUUACCAUCUUACCUUUUCACAUGGGGAGAACAUUUUAGGAUUUUAAACAUUUUGGGUGACCUUUAUCAAAUUCUCAAAACUUGUGCAACCACACUGUGAAGGAAUUAAAGCGAUUCAGCCAUUUUGUGUUUUGUAAAAUGUGCUUUGUGAUUGUGAAAUGGUUGCUUUCUGCUUUAGUUUCAGUGCUGCUUGAGAAAUUGAAACUUGAGGAAGGAAACAAUCCUAACAAAUUAAGGGAUCCGUACACUUAAACUGAACCUGAUCUGCGAAGAAUUUGGGAGAAGGAAUUGAAAGGUUGCCUAUCAGUAAACUAAACUUGGCAAAUUGAGUUAGAGUUAAAGAACAUGAUCUGAAGCAAGGAGAAGGAAUUUAAAUUAGAAAAACCAGGAUGGAGACCUAAAAUGGACCCAGGCUCUAGAACAGGGGUCACCAGCCCAGUGCCUACUUUAUAUCUGCACAAUAAAAAAAAAAGUCAAUACAUAUUAAGGGGGGUGAGAACAGAUUCUUGACCCCCCCUGAAGGUUCUUCUGCUCACACCCCUUAGAGAAUUUUCUAGUAGAUUGUGCCACAACUCUGUUGUUAUAAGAGCUUUAAACACCAAUUUGGUUGUGCUAUGUUAAGAUAGACUACAUACAUUUUAUAUUUGAUAGGCUAAUCAGAGGCUUCCGAUUAGUGAUUGGCUUCUGCCAUCCAGUAUGCUUUCUCUUCCAGUAAUUUAUGUAAUGACAUGGAAGCUCCUUUGUAUUCUUGCUGGAAUUAAAAAUGCACCUGUCCUCUGCCUCACCUAUUAUUUCUGUACAAGAUUUGCUGUUGUUGCUUGCAAACCACAGCAGAGUUAGGGCGUGCUUGGCAGAGAACAACAGUCUGCAGUACUGCUUUUCUGUUUUGCCUCUAGUGCAUAACUUAAUUAUUUGCACAACAUUGACCUAGAGAUGCUGCAUGUGCUGUGAAAUCUUUAAACUCUGAGCAAUUCAGUCAUUACUCGUGUGCACUCUGAGGGCGUAAUGAAGGAUGUAGAGCAGUCACAACAGCACUCAGCAAUGUGCCCUUCGUUAUGGGGAUUUAGUUCCCAGAAAACCAAGGCUCUGGCUGUAGAGGGAAUAUGUGUCAGAGUGCACUGUCUCUGUUGUUGUCUUAUGCAAUUAGAUUCAUGUAUCCCUAAACGCAUCUCUGUCUAGCAUGCACACACAGCCAAGAAGGAAAAUGGAUUAGCUGGGGGGGGCGGAAUCCAGCCCUUGUAAACUGCCGUGGAAAUUGCUUCUGUUUGUACUGGAGAAAAUCGGGAGCAGUUGUUACACAUGCAGGUAGAAAGAAUCAUCCAAAAUGAUCCAAAAGUUCUUUGUUUUUUUUUAGUGUGCAGUUGGACACAAAAUGUGCAAUUGAAAAAAGAAACUGCAGCUGGACAGCAGUUGGAAAAGUGUGUGUGUGUGUGAGAGAGAGAGAGAGUGAGUGUGUGAGAGAGAGACAGAGAGAGAGAGAGGAAUAGACACAUUAGGCAUACAGUGGUACCUCGGGUUACAGACACUUCGGGUUACGCGUUUUCAGGUUGUGGACCACGGGAAACCUGGAAGUACCGGAAUGGUUACUUCCAGGUUUCACCGCUUGCGCACGCGCAGAAGCACUAAAUCGCGCUUCAUGCAUGUGCAGAAGUGCCAAAUCGCGACAUGUGCAUGUGCAGAUGCAGCGCUGCAGGUUAUGAACGCUGUGGGUUGUGGACGUGCCUCCGUCACAGAUUACCUCCGCAACCCGAGGUUCCACUGUAUAUGGUUAUUAAACACUUAAAUGAUAGCAACAUCAGCAAUGGUAUAACUAUGUAAGACUAGAAGGCACCCAGUUUCCAUACUUAAGACAAGCUGUCCAAACCAUAUUAGCACAUGGAGGGCAGUGCACCAUAUGCAUUUUCUAGAUUGCAGAGAGAGAGCUUCCACACCAGUGCCACCUGCUGCCAGGAAUGUGGGACAGUUAUCUAGAUAUCUUUUGAGCCUGAGCUCCAUUACAACAGAGGAGGCUCUUGGGAAUGUCCUUUCAAGCUAUGCUUCAUGUGAUGGAAAUGAACAUUAAAGCUAUCAGAUAGUCAAAGGGACCAUUCAUUCCUGGAUCACUGAAAAAUGAGGGGAUAGCCCCCUAUUUACAUUAAUUUUUAUACUGCCUUUUAUCCAAAGACCAUAAGGCGGCUUACAGUAUAAAAAACAAGAGUACAUGUCAUAAUAACGAACAAAAACCAUUAUAUAUACACACACAGUUUAAAAGGCCAUAGAUGGUUUAAUCAGCCCCGUGCCCUCCCAGAGAGCUCAGAGCAGCUGACAUUUGGUCCAUCCCAUCUAGGCUGUGCUCAAGCGCACUGAGCGUCAGCAGGAGGCUGCAUGAUGCGACUUCAGAACAUUUCCUAAGCCUAGCCUGGCUCCCAGCAGACAUGCAGUCAAAUGAGAGGAAACUCUCACAUAAGCCAUAAUAAUUGGCAGUCUUAACAGGGUAGCUAAUGGGUCCGGGAGCCUGAGUCCCUUGGAGGUCAAAUUCAGGUCAUGUUUGAAGUGCAGCUGGAUAUGCAAUGCGUAUGGAAGACUGUGCUUCCAUUGCAUGCUCUGUGUUGGUUGUGCAGGAAAACUGUUUAUAGUUGCAGACCCUGAAAGAAGGGAGGUGUGGCGCAUGGUUGCACAGCAAUAAACUAGCAUAGCUAGAAAACAGCAUUUUGGAAACAUGGUUUUCUAGACACUUUCUUUUUAGCAUUUGCAAAAUAAUGUAGAGUGAAGAAUAUGAAUGUAUGAGGCUCUGUAAUUAACUUCAUUGCUCUUUUAUCUUUUCUCUCUCUUCAUCACACAAUAACCAAGAGAGGCUCAUAUAAGAUUGCAUUUGUUGCAGAUAGCUGAAAGCUGCAUCUGGGUCCUUUUUAGAUUAAAAAUGGGGUCAAUCCUGACUGCGAGCCUUUUUUAAUAACACCAGUUGGGGAAUUCAGCUUUCUGUAUCCAUAAUGACAGCAGAUUUUGAAAUGUCUCUAAAGUUGUCUCCUUUGGAUGCAAUGACUUAUUUGUGGGAGUUUGCACAGGGCAUGUUCCAGGUUAGUGGGAGCAAGAUGUAGCUGCCUGAGCAAGGGCGAUACUUAGUGGGAGCUUGAUGACACUCUCUCUUGUGGUUAAAUCCAAAAAUUAACCUAGGGAAUGGGAAAUGCAAAGAUGGACAUACAUUCUGAAAUGCAGUGGAAAUGGUUUGAGCACACAUCCAGCUCCCGUGGUUAUGUAAACACAGCAUUUUUAUCAAUAGACUGAGUACUUGUUUUCUCUAUGUACUCCACACACAAUCUUUACUGUUACUUUAUUUUGCACCUGAAAAGCACUUCUUAAGAAAAUGGUUUCAUUCCAAAGAUAAAAACUCAUUGAUUUUGCUUUGGCCUGCCUGCAGUGUGUCCAUUUGAGAACAAAUGUAGGUGGUCACAGCAGCCCCUGACGGGUUUCUCAAAAACAAAUCAUGCCAGAUGAAUCUGGGCGCAUUGUUGUCCAAAAUCUUUCUAAAUGACUUGGAUGAAGGAAUUGAGGGGAUGCUCAUCAAAUUUGCAGAGGUCACCAAACAGGGAGGGGUAGCUAAUGUCACAGAGGACAGAAUUAAGAUUCAAAAUGACGUUAAAAGAUUGGAGAAAUGGGGACCAUACUAACAGAAUAAAAUUCAGUAGGCACAAAUGUAAGGUUCUACACAUAGGCAGGAAGAAACAGCUGCACAAAUAUAAGAUGGGGCAGACCUGGCUUGCCAGUAGGACAUGUAAAAAGGAUCUAGGGGCCUUCGUGGACCACAAGCUUAACAUGAGUCAGCAGUGUGAUGCAGCGGGGGGGGGGGGGGAGCUACAGUGGUACCUCAGGUUAAGUACUUAAUUCGUUCAGGAGGUCCGUUCUUAACCUGAAACUGUUCUUAACCUGAGGUACCACUUUAGCUAAUGGGGCUUCCCGCUGCCGCCGCGCUGAAGCUGCGCGAUUUCUGUAAUGCUAUUCUAGGCUGCAUCAACAGAAGUAUGGUGUCUCGAUCAAGUUAAGUAAUAGUACCACUCUCUUCUGUCUUGAUCAGACCACAACUGGAAUAUUGUGUCUAAUUCUGGGCACCACAGUUUAAGAAGGAUAUUGACAAGCUGGAAAGUGUGCAGAGGAGGGCAACCAAAAUGAUCAAGGGUCUGGAAACCAAACCUUAUGAGGAACAGUUGAGGGAGUUGGGUAUGUUUAGCCUGGAGAAGAUGAGAUAGAGAAGAGAGAAGAUAGCCAUCUUCAAAUAUCUAAAGGGCUGUCACAUGGCAGAGGGAGGAAGCUUGUUUUCUUUCUGCUCUAGAGCUGCAGUCUACUGAAUCAGACAAUUGCCCAGUAGCCCACUGCUGCUUAUUCUGACUCUCCGAGGCUUCAGGGAGGGGGCUUUCCCAGUCCUGCUACUUGAGAUCCUUUCAACCAGAUAUGUCUGGGACUGAAUUUUUGCUCUAAGCUGUGAGCAAUAGCCCCUCUCAAAUAAAGUAAACAUCUAACUAAACAGAGAUGGGCAGAUCUGUCCAUUUUGGCUUCUCAUUUCUUGUUUGGUUUAGGCAACUGGCUACUGAACACCCGUAACUCACACCCUAUACAGUGGACGCUUGGGUUGUAAACAUGAUCCAUGCGGGAUGCACGUUUGCAACAUGCAGCGUUUGCAACCCGCAGCUGUGCACCUGCGCAUGCGCAGGUUUUGUAUUGGCAAGGCACAAUUUAGCGCUUCUGCACAUGCGUGACCUCCAAAACCCGGAAGUAACCCAUUCCGGUACUUCCAGGUUUCAGUGGUCCGUAACCUGAAAAAACGCAACCUGAAGCGUCUGGAACCAGAGGUAUGACUGUAUAUACCGUAUUUUUCGCCCUAUAGGACGCACUUUUUCUCCUCCAAAAAUGAAGGGGAAAUGUGUGUGCGUCCUAUGGGGCGAAUGCAGGCUUUCGCUGAAGCCUGGAGAGCGAGAGGGGUCGGUGCGCACCGACCCCUCUUGCUCUCCAGGCUUCAGGAAGCUGUCCGCAAGCCGUGGGAGAGCUGCCUGCACCGCGAAGCUCUCCCACCUCUUGCGGAGACCUGCUUUGGAGGCUGGCGAUGGGGAGAAGUGCACUUCUUCCCAUCGCCAGCCCCACUAGCUCGGGGGACAGCGGGGAGACGGAGCGCUGCCAUCCCGCUAUUCCCCGACCUGCUUUGGAGGCUGGCGGUGGGGAAAGCAGCGCUUCUCCCCAUUGCCAGCCCCACAAGCUUGGGGGACAGCAGGGAGGAGGCGCUCUGCAAGAGGUGGGAGAGCUUCGGGGUAGGGCAGUACACAAAUAUAACAAUAACAAUAAAAAUAACAAUAAUAACAACAAUAAUAAUAGCAUCAGUACAGAAGCAAUCUAAAUUCUAUUUUACAGUGGUGCCUUGCAAGACGAAAAGAAUCCGUUCCGCGAGUCUCUUCGUCUUGCGGGUUUUUUUGUCUUGCGAAGCAAGCCCAUUAGCGGUUUAGCGGAUUAGCGCUACAGUAUUAGCGGCUUAGCGGGCUUAGCGGAUCAGCUGAUAAGCGGCUUAGCGAUCAGCUGUUAAGCGGCUUAAAGAUCAGCUGAUAAGCGGCUUAACGAUCAGCUGAUAAGCGGCUUAGCGUUCAGCUGUUAAGCGGCUUAGCCAUCAGCUGAUAAGCGGUUUAGCGGCAUGGGGAAAAGGGGGGAAAAAGGAAAAAAAACCCGCAGGAACUCGCAAGACAUUUUCGUCUUGCGAAGCAAGCACAUAGGAAAUUCGUUUUGCGAAGCACCUCCAAAACGGAAAACCCUUUCGUCUAGCGGGUUUUCCGUCUUGCGAGGCAUUCGUCUUGCGGGGCACCACUGUAUAUUCAUUCAUUCAAUAUAAAUGAUUGGACUUGCAGUCAUGCACUUUGAUCACAGGUGUGAUCCCACAUUCUCACCCCAAAUAUAAGUUUCUAUACCUACCUACCUGCCUACCUAAUUUUUUUUGUAUAUCGCCUAUCUAUAAUUCAAGGCGGCUUACAACGUGAAUAAAAUUACAUUAUUUCAACAUAAAAAUACAAACAACAUAACAUAAGCAGUAGACAUAAACAGUAAAUAAAACAUUAAAAAAUACCCAACUAAAUAGAACCAUUUCUAUGCAAUUCACAAGAUCAAAAACAAAAAAAACAAAAAAAAACAGCAACAAUACCCACCCAUCCCCAACCAACCCCCCAACCAGCCCCCCAGCCCAAGAGUCUGUUCAGCAGCCUCAGCUUUUGUAGCUGAAGUCAGUCAGGUUCCCGCCCUCCCCGGCCAGGUGUGAAAAGGCCUGCAAUGCAGGGGGCAGCUCUUCUGGGACUCACAUCUAAGUUCUGCAGCAAAUACAAUUUGCAAUCUGCUGUGAAAAGUAAAAAUGUUCUCCUUUCUCCAGGAGAAAAGCUUGCACUCCAGAAUUACAGGACUAGGUAAUAAUCAUGGUCUGCAACACAGGGUGGGGGGUGGGGCGGGGAAUCUACCAAAGGCUUCUUCCUCUGAUAUCUGCAGACGCCUCUCCAUUCUUUUUUAGAAGUCUGGUAUUAUGCUCCUUCCCCAAAGGCUGCAAGGACCUACACUAUUCCCCUGCAUAACUGCAUCUGGCACUUGACCUGAAUAUGUUUCUCCCGAUUAGGCAAUGACAUUCUCAUCUGGAAGCUCCAUUUGUACGUGGCAGACUGUUAUUUCGGUACAGCGGCCAUUCUCCAGCUAUUCUGGAAAACACUGUCUGGAAUUGCUGUGUGUGUGCUCUAUAUAGCUUAAACCUCUGGAGAUUUCAACAGCUGAAGUGAUAUGAAGCCUUUCACCUCUAAAUCACUGGCCUGAAUACAGCAUAAUCCUGUGAUCGCCUCCUGCCUCCUGGACAAUGCAUGUGAAAGGAGGUUGAUAGGGCUGUGCCAGUUUCUGAUAUGAGACGGAGCCAAGUCUCCAUGUCACAAAUAAGCACUGUAAUAGGAAAGGAGUGGCCGGCUCUCCUCUUAGCAUUCUUGGUAGGGAACCCAUGAUCUCUGCAGGAAAACUAUAGGGUGACUGUCCCAGAUUCCUAUAGCAGACCUUUGCUCGCAUAACAUAGGGAUGUUUUUGCAUGCUUGGGGAGUAUUUGGGGGAUAUAACAAUGGCCUGCCCCAGUCCUCCAUAUUCAUAGAGAAGAUGUCCUGGGGACUUCCUUGUGCUUAUAUUAUUUAUUCAAUUAUUGUAAAAAAAGUUUAUACCCUGGCCAUCUGGCUGGGUUGCCCCAGAGGUUUGGAGAAACUCCUAGAACACUUUGUAAAUCCUUGCACUGAUGGGCCACAGUAGAUGGAUACUGCUCUUUGGACCUUUACAUAUUGACCGGAGGGAUGCAGAGAUUAUAACUUCUUUGUAGUCUAAAGAAGAGCCCACAUGGUGCGUGUCCCUGCCCCACCAACCACUUUAGCCUUUACAUAUUCAGGUGAAUGUCUAAAGGGGAGUAGAAAUUUUAAGUGGGGUGGAAGUGAUUUGCACCCACAUUCGCUGUCCUGAAAAGAACUGCCUUGGAAUGCAGUGAAUGUGUGUUGAAAACCACUUCUGCCACACUUCAGAAUAUUGCUACACUGUAAGUGAUUUUAGUUGCUAUCAGGUACCUUUAAUGCACCAUACAGGACACAUGCAGCAAAAUCAGUAUGCUCCUUGUCAUGAAAAUGCAAUGCUUUUCCAACAAAUUAGCCUGUGGAAUAACAAAUUAGGUAGCCAGAGGACCUAUUGAUUUUUUUAAAAAAUACAGAAAAUCCAAAUUAAAACAUGCAAUCAGUCCCCCCAAAUCAUUUCUGAUCUACAUACAUAUGAUCUGUAUAUUUAACAACAACAACAAUAUUUUUAUUAUUUUUACCCCGCCCAUCUGACUGGGUUGCCAGUCACUCUGGGCAGCUUCCAACAUAUAUAAAAAUCAUAAUAAAACAUGAAACAUCAAAAAAGUUCCUAUGCAGGGCUGCCUUAAGAUGUCUUCUAAAGGUUGUACAGUGGUACCUUGGUUCUCAAACGUAAUCUGUUCUGGAAGUCCGUUCAACUUCCAAAAACCAGAACACUUACUUCCGGGUUUUCAACAUUCAGGAGCUGAAAUGUUCGAGUACCAAGGCGUUCGAAAACCAAGGUUCCACUGUAUAGUUAACUUGGUGGUCUCAUCUUAUGCCAGAGUCUCUUUCAUUAUCAGAAGUUUUUGAUAGUGUUACAAGCUUGGUGAAUCAGGGGGAUGCUGUGGAUGUGGUUUAUCUUGAUUUCAGUCAGGCUUUUGACAAAGUCUCCUCUGCUCAGGAGGUUUGCUUUAUGGAUGCUUAAGUUGAGAUUCCUGCAUUGCAGGGGGUUGGACUAGAUGACCCUUGGGAUCCCUUCCAGCUCUACGAUAAAAAGCAUUAUUUCCCUAUUCAACAGACAAUUUUGAAAAAGCUUUAACUUGCAGUUGACCUCUUCCUUCAGCUAUCACAAUUGGCUCAUUUCUCUUUAUAUAAGCAGACAUUAGUAGUGCUGCUACAUCUGUCUACAUACAUAACUAUCACAUGUGCCUAGUCAUUUAACACAUAGGUUCCUUAAACACCCGUUAGCUAUAUUCUCUCUGGGUAUGAAGUGGAUCCAUCUACUAUCACUGUAUUUCUUGCACGUUUCAAAGCCGUUACUGAAAUUUCAGUUGCUGAUUAUGUAUGAUUUCAAAUGAAGUGCUCACUAUCCUUUAUGUCAGCAGGAAGUGAUAUAAAUAGAUAUCCAUUCACUUAAUAGGCGGUGGCGGCUCUACGUGUGUUUAUGCUGAGAAUCUGAAGCCAUGGGUUACCUUAUUACUCUUGGGACAUGCCUGGGGAUUCAGUGCCCAUGUUCUCAGAGUCCCUUCAUUUAUUGCAGAUCUCCCUAAGCAGGUUGUGCAAAUGUUUAGGCCUAGCUGAGAUCCAGCCACCUGUAAAUUGAAGCACUGCAAAAACACUGUGCAAAUGGUUAACGUUCUAAAAUCCAGAAAUAUAAUGUCAAAAUAGGUAUAGAUGGUGUAUUAGUAAGCAGGAGUUCGUUUAGAAACAAAAACUUAAUAAAAUAAUAUGCCCUGAGACCUUUGGAUUAAAGACAGAAUGAAUGAAUGAAUGAAUUCCUGUGCAUUUCUAAGCUAAAACACAGGCAGAUUAGGCUGAAUUGACACAACUGAAGCUAAACAUGUUUAGAGGAGCAGAAUUUUUACCAUACGUUUUCCUAGGUCUUCUGAUAAGUUCAAGCACACAGGCAUUUAGCCAUCCUAGAUGAAGACAAAAUGCUUUGCCACUAACUACAGUUUAGCAGAGAAAAUCAAUGGUGGAGGGCGGGUCUGUUAUGAGAGAGGAGGCGAGACUCCCUUGGGAAAUGUGCCAAUCCAGAAAGCUUCCCUUUAAGUGGAUUGGUUUAUGUCUCUUUUCUUAGGAACAUGUAGGGGCUUGACCAAUGGAGUAUAAACACUUUUAAAAUCUUGGAUUAAAAUCAAUCACCCAGCUGAAAUUGACAAGAACUGAAACUGAAAACAUGUUUCCUGAAAACAUAGGGCCACUUCCUUCAUAAUCAGAAAGGAAAUACCCCAGAAAGGAAGCUGCAGAGCAUUGGCUGAGAUGAUCGUUAUUGUGGUGUGAUUUCAAAAUCAAUUUUGGCCAACAUAUUGAAAAAUCACACAGUGCUAAAACAGACCAUAAAAAAUGUGAUAUUACCAUGCAAAAACGACAAAAAAUUAGUUGGAGGGGAGGCAAGGGAUGGGGCCGCAGGCCCCCUGAGUGCGUUCCACAGACCCCCAGGGGUCCCUGGACCCCUAAUUGGGAACCACUGCCCAAUGUAUUUUAUCUAGGAAGAGAUAUCUCUGAAUGUGAAAAAUCAACUGUAUUAAGAGGUCUUUGAAGCAGAGGUGAUGACAGUUUACAGGAAGGACAUAAAUUUAUGUGUUUUCCCUAACAAAGGACCCCCAUUAUAAAGAGGCUUCAUUUGCAGUUAAAUCAGCCUCUUGAAAAACCUCAAGGACAUUGCCUUGGUUUAGCAAACAACAUAUAUAGCUCUGCUCUAGCUGUGUAGAGGAAAGGCACAAGCUUUGGACAUCGUAAUUUAUGAAAUUGAUAUAAUAAGGAAUGUGUGAAAUAUAUAUACAUUUGUUUAGUUGAGGGGUAGCAAUGUGGUGUCUUCCUAAUGUUCCUCGUUUCCAACUCCCAGCAGUCCCAGCCAGCAUGCCCAGUGGUCAGGGAUGAUGGGGGCUGGAGAUGCAACACCUGGAGUACCCUGCUUUGGCCAUCCUUGGUCUACUUCUCACUGUACUAGAAAGUAUUGCAAGAAAAAUUAAAAACGAAUUACUCCCUCCCUCUGGUAGCUUAAGCUCCAUCGGGGGUGUGUGUGUGUGUGUGUGUGUGUGUGUGAAUGCAUCUGUCACAAGAAAGUAGCAUUAAGCAACAUGCAUAUUGUAGUAGGUUGUAAUUUUGCUGCAUUUCCUCCCUGUCAAGCUGAGAACACUGACAUCUUGCCCCCACAUGGCAAAGCUAAAAGCUUUUGUAGUUUGAGAGGUGAUGACUUUCAAAGAACCUUUCUCCAAUUACAGUUGUAAAAUUGUGAUAUAUUAGAUGCCCAAGUGUACUGAAACAUCUUUGUUUUCAAAAGGCUCCAUCAGACCUAGACCUGGUUUUGACUCACUUUUCCCCCUUGAAAUGAAAAUUGUAAUACAUAGCAUUUAUAUAGUGCUUUCAGGAAUUUAAAACACGUAAUUGAUCUCGUUGCAAUCCUUACAACAACCAUAUAAGGUAGGCAAGUAAUUUCCUUAUACUGAGAAGUUGAGCUGAAAAGGUGAGUAGUUUGGAGGAGACCACCUCAUGAUUUCAUGGUAAAUUCAAACCAGGAACUUCCUGGCCUAUACUACAGUCUCUUAGCCACUAUGCUGACACCAGCUCACCUAUCCUUUUUGCUCAAAAUACUAUGUAAAGCACCGUAUAUAUUGAUGGUUUGGGGACCCAACAAUGUUGCCAGAUUAUCAGUUUGGAAUCCUCAACUCCAGAUCCCUGGACUUUGCCCAUAAAUCCCAUUUUUGUGAUGGUGGCACAGAGCACAAUGAGGCUCUUUCCCAAGGAAGUGUGCUUAGAAUUGUCAUCUUCACUUGGUCUUGUUUCCAAUGGAGAUUUAUGUGUCAGUGGUGCAAUUGAAGGCAACUGAGCCAUCUCCAGCUACGGUUUGCAGUUUUGGACGACCAGCUUUGUAAACAUUGCCCCCCUCCCAAAUGCACACCCUCUCCUUUUUCUGUAUUUUCUUUCAUGCACAAACAAAAAUAACUUACAAAGAAAAAAUAAUGUAAAAAUAAUGAUUGCAGUUUCUGCUAAUAACAAUUGCAAAGAAACUUUCUGUGUUUCAGAACACAUGCAAUUCUGCCUUGGGGCAGAAUUUUAAAGCAAACUCAGCAAAGAAGCAUGGGAACAACACUGCUGGUCUCCAGAAACAUGCUACCUCUGAAUCUGGAACAUCUGUUUUGGAAUCAUGCAGCCAAUAGGUGUUGAAUAACUACUGAAAGCUACACAAUCCUUUCAAAAGUCCUCCAGCCCAACAGCUUGAUCACCACACAUGUACUAGUGAAUUUCAUAACUUAUGUCUUAAAUUCACUGCUGUGCUACAGUUCAACCUUGAACAUGUUCCAAAAGUAGGCUUUUGAAACUUGCUCUGAAUUCACAAUGGCGCAAUGCCCCAAAAUCUGAAAUGAUGCUGAUGCCCUGCCUGGAUUAUGGGAAACUGUACAAUAGGGGCAGGAGUAUGUGAUGCACUUAGGAGGCCAUUCAGGAAACUCACAAUGAUAUGAUGCCACCCCAAUUGCCACCGUAGAAGAAAAGCAGGACACAAAUGUAAUAAGUCAGUAAGCCCAGCCCAAUGCCACCAGUCGUAAAGCAAGAUUAUUCUAUUCUCCCCACCACCACCUUAUUGGCCAUACAUAUAUCUUGUUCAAGAGGAGUGUUCUUGUAAUUCAGUGCUGAUCAAUCAUAGGAUUAGUACCACGGUGAUACAUGUGCUUCUUGCCUACUUUGAGCCCAGGACUCUUUAUUCCAGUGAUGAGAAGAAGCCUGUUCUAUACACAAAUCCUCAUUUGCUUGGAAAGUUGAGGUGAUUUUAAUCUCUUUUAGUAUUUUAACUUUUCUAUGUUUCAAAGCAUGGCUGUAAUUUUUUCUUGAUUUUAUCGUUUUAUUUUUUUGUAAAUGGUUGUUGUUUUUUUACAAUCGUGUGGUGUAUAAAUUUUACGACAUAAAUAAAUGAAUUUGUGGGGUGACAAAACAGACCUAAGGCUCAGUUUAACUGUCUCAGGGUUUUACCAUGUUCUGAACCCGCUACAGUCUUGUAUUGACCCCUUGAUUGCAUUAACAAAUCAGAGACCGAGUAGAGAUAAAGGAUUAUUACCUUAGGAUAGCAGAUUAUGAAAAAGAAUUAAGCUCUUAGAGUAAUUGGAGAGAAAGCUGUAUAAUGUUCUAAGAGCCAGUCAUUGCCUAUGAGUAUAAAUGGGAUUUCAAUGGAAUCUUUCUAGUUGUGUGUUUCUAAAGCUGAAUGAAAAGUCUCUUCUCCUCGCACCCCACUCCCCCCAAAUUUCCCGCCUAUUCAUAGGUAGUGAGUUGCAGGACAAUAUAUUCUGAAUAUUUUUUUAAAGGGGGGGGCAGGCUAGGUAGCACCAGCUGCAGCUUCUCCCCCCCCCUUCUACAUUUCAUGUUUCUCUCACCCUCUUCCCAUUGCCUCCUUGAUAUAAUUGUUCAUAAGUUGGUGAUACUUUAUGAAGAUUGUGGAGGGGAAUGAAGUCACAAUAUGGCAUCUUUUUGUGGCGGCAUGCGGGGGGGGGGCAGAAUGAAAUCUCUCCCAGCAUGUGGCAGACCUCUUAUGGUUAUGCUGACCUCCACAACCUCUUAUGGCUAUGAUAAUAAAUAACAUUUGAAACUGCUGCCACAGCUACCUAGUAUACCCCCUUUGAAAAUUGAGGACACUUUUGCCCCCCCCCAACACCUCUGUCUAUACAUACAAAACUGAAUUUUUGUCUCUCUCCACACAAUUUUGAGCAGAAAGCUAACAAUGGAUAAUGUUGACUUAGCCCACCAAGUUUGAAAGAGCUGGGGAGGGAGAAUAAUAUGGUAUGUCUCCAUCAGGCUCAUCAGUUAGCAUUAGCAUCUCCCCAUCCCAUCUAAUUAAUACUCUCCCCCCACCUUAUUAAGCUGAAUCGGUCUCCUACUGGCUUUGUUUGUAGUGCAUUCAUAAAAGCAAUAAUAACAGGAUGAGAUUUUAACAGAAGGUGAUAGAAAAUGGCUGAUGUAACAUGAGUCACAUAUUGUGGGAAGCAUCCAGUUCUGGCACUUUGCCAAAGUAAUCCCAGAUUUCACAGGGAAAAUGCAGAUUUCUCUCCUGCAGAGGAGCAUUCAGUUGUGUGAGCAGCCACUUGUAGCCUGAAAUAUUGUAGCUGAGGCUCAGCCUCUCCACCUCAUCUCCCUGUUGCAAGAGUCAAGGAGAGGAGAGUAUGAGAGCAGGCUCAUUUGCUCAUUCCUUUUUCUGCUCCAUUCAAGUGUAAAUGGAGCUGGUAGGGGGCCUAAUUCCAACAUUAAAUAUUGUACUUGGGUGUAAGAAGGUGACCCCACCAUCCCGCCAUAUCUCUAGUGCUUUGUAGCUUCAGUCAUGUCCUCUACCACACAAGCACACACACACACACACACACACACACACACACACACACACACAGAACAAUUCACUACUGGUAUCUGAACUGAGGCUGCGUACACACCCUCUAUUUAAAGUACACCUUUCUCUCACAAAGAAAGAAUCCUGGAAAUGGUGUUUUGUUAAGAGUGCUGGGAAUUGUAGCUCUCUUAGCCGUAAACCAUAGUUCCCACGAUCCUUUUUUUGGUGGGGAGGGUGCUUUAAAUGUAUGGUCUGUAUGUAGCCUGUGCUGAGAGUAAAGUUCAUUUUACAGAAGCAGCCUGACACCCUCGACUUUAUACAACAGUGGGGCAGAAAUGUGAAGAAUAAAUCUGGCUGCCUCCUGUCACAUCAAACUUAGCCCAAGAACUAGGUCUAAAUCUCCCCUUGACUGAGGAAUUGCCAUGUGGAGCUGGACUGUACACAUUGUGAAAGAAAGAAAGAAAGAAAGAAAGAAAGACAGGCACAGCAGUACAAUAGCACAAUGGAUCAAAGCAAUGGUUUUGCAGAAUGCCUAGCUGAACCUAGAGCACCCUACCUAGAAGCCAUCGUUUUCAUUAGCAAACAUUAAUUAGGACAUGGCUUCAGUGCCCUAUGGGAUGGAAAAGUCACUCUGAUGAGACAAAAAGUCAAUAGAAGAGGUUUUGGGCAGGAGAUCAUAAACAGUGUGUGUGAGAGAGAGACACAAAGAGAGAGGUUGAUGUGUGAUAAACAGGACAGGGUCAGAAAAAUAGAAAUGGGUGGGGGGGAUGACUAGGAAUCAAGGAACAUGGAGAAGUGAAUGCUAAAAUUUAAUUCAACAGGGGGGAAAUAAAUGAAGGAAAAUAAAUUGAGAGAACCAAGAAGAGAAAAUGAGCAUCUCUUGAAAUUCUGAAAGUACAGUAGCUUUAAAGAUGUGAACUGUUCAUUCAAGCAGAGAAAAACCCAUAUAAAUUAUAUGGCAGGGAAUGAAAAAAACCCAGUGGUUUAGGUACAAGGAAAGGAACCAAGGAAGAUUUAAAUAAUUUUUAAGUGAAAUAAUGAAAAUGUGAUUCUGAAAUGGGGUUUAGAAAACUUUUAUUGAUGUGCGCAUAUAUUGUUAUUGUGCUAUGAGGCAAGUGCACCCAGACCACGGAUGCACAAUAGUGUCUUGGCUAUACAACACACCAAUAGAUUUAACUUUACUUUUGUAAGGGGGAAUAAAUGGGCAAAGACUCUGAAAGUGAGAGCAACAGAUGGGCCAGCUUCCCCAAGGAGCCUCUCAAUUGUUCACUGCCAUUCCAACUCCCUUAGGAGCAGAGGAAUACAAUGCCUGCUUAAUAUUGCACGCUAACUGUACUAUGGCAGACGCAACCAGAGCAGGAAGAAAAGGGCAUAGUCUUUUCUCCAGUAGGUGAAGGAAGCAGUGAAGCCCUCACACUUUCCCCUGGAAUAAAUCCUCUUGGUGGUAUUUAGAUUCAGUUCACACAACACAUUUCACAUUGCGAGGGAACAGUCCCACUUUCCCCAGACAUACAUUCAUGCAAACAGCCCAAGCAGCUGAUCACAGAUUCAGUAGUUAGCAAUUCCCAUGAUUUCAACAAUGGUUUUCCAGUUGCUGCAACCAUGGAUAUUGCUGCUAGCUGUAUCUGUGAUCUGAUCCUCAGAUACCUGGUACCCUGGAAGCAAUAAUUUUCCGCACUGUGCCUUCCCAUCCCUAUGGCAGCCAGCUCCUUAGCAUUUAAAAAAAGGGGGAAGGGCCAUAGUUAAACUCCAGAACCUUCCUCAUCUCUCAGAAUGGCUUGGAGGGCUUUUACAUGGUGGUAGUACUCUUGUUGGACACGGGUAGCACUGUGGGUUAAACCACAGAGCCUAGGACUUGCUGAUCAAAAGGUCAGCGGUUCGAAUCCCCGCGACGGGGUGAGCUCCCAUUGCUCGGUCACUGCUCCUGCCAACCUAGCAGUUCAAAAGCACGUCAAAGUGUAAGCAGAUAAAAAGGUACCACUCCAGCGGGAAGGUAAACAGUGUUUCCGUGCGCUGCUCUGGUUCGCCAGAAGUGGCUUAGUCAGGCUGGCCACAUGACCUGGAAGCUGUACGCCGGCUCCCUCGGCCAGUAAAGCAAGAUGAGCACCACAACGCCAGAGUCGCCCACGACUGGACCUAAUGGUCAGGGGUCCCUUUACCUUUACCUUUAGUACUCUUGUUGCAACCCACCUUGGAUCAGGCUGCAACCCAUUUGUGGGUCCCGCGCCCAGUCGAAGACCAAGGCUGUAGAUUAAAUUAGUGCUUAAGAGACAGCUACAGGGGCAGCUUCAAAAGUUGGCAACGCUACAGGGAACGCUGCCAAGUUACAUUUCCUCCAGGCAUUAUGCUUCUAAACAUAAUAGAACAUACUGCACAUUUCUUUACUAGGGUUGCUGUACCAUUCCUUACUUAAUUUUUUUUGAUAUGACAGCUCUGUGCUUGUGACGAACGUCAGCUCCAUUGAAAGAUCUCUGCUCCCACAUGGGGAAGGGUUGCUUAAUCUUUAACCUUGACAAAUCUGGGGUCCAUCAUUAGCACACACAUAAGCAAGGGACCAACUCAUCAUCGUCAUCUCCACCAGUAUUUUACUCUGUGUUUGGUGGUAUUGAUGCUGGUAUGACUCACUCAUUCAAAAGGUGGCAAGGUCACUGCACCUUUACUAGGUAUGUAGAUGAGGGAAUUUAAGCAUAUGGUGCUUGUCAUGGAAAAGGAAUGCAGGACCAUUCCAUUGAGAUCGGCAGCUUCUGCCCCCUCAUCUCCUUGACCUGCUUCUGCCCUAGCAGCUUAUUAGAACUUGUUGCUAAGAAUUGGUAACUGAGUCUGUUUAUAUCCUCCUCCCUCCCAGUCCAGUUUCCUUUUGUGCUGGGUAUUUUUUAUUAUAAGCCCGAGAGCAGGGACUGUCUUGUUUGUACUGAUUUGUAAAUUGCUCCAGAAGCCUUUCUUUUGGGUGAAGACCAGAAUAAAACAUUGUUUAUAUAAAGUUCAUCAUGCCCAGUGACCCAUUUGAGUUAACACUGGAAAUACCCUACACACUAUUUAUACAGUAAUUUGAUUACACUUUAGUUUGGAUAAAAAGAAGAUACCAAGGAUUCUGAAAUGCAUUAAUGUAUGUGUGCAUAUUUAUGUAAAUAAAUACAUUUAAUUCUUUUGGUCAAAGGCCAUGGCAAACACAUACCGCAACACAUCAAUCCAGGAAUACAAAAUAAUAAAAUUUGUGGCCCUGCAUCACAGUGCGUAAUUAUAGGACUGAUUGAUCUAACACUAAAGUGUCCUAAAGUAGGCCAUCACUAAGUGUAAAAUAAAAUAAAGAUCUAUAUUUAUUUGUAUUUGUUUGUAGGGAUUCCUGUGUUCAGACUGGCCCCUUUAAAAGCAUUCUGACCUACAGCAAUAAACAAGUGACAAUAUUUUGCUCCAUACUUUGAAAGCUUCAUAAUAUGCAAGUAGGACAGUUCCCCUCUGCCCCCUGGCCUGUGAGUUUGUACUAUUUCUAAUGUACUGUGGGUUUCUAGGAUAUAAAAAAUAUACCUUACAUUUUAGAGAUUGAUGACAGUAGGAGUUUGGGAUUGCAGAGACUUGACUGCUAGUUCAGAGCUUCCUAUUCUGUUUUGUGUUUUAGAAGAUAUUUCACAUUGCAUGUUACAGUCAGCAUAGUCUAUGUCUUACCAUGAAUGAUGUCAGGAGUGAGCCGGCAGUAAAUUGCACUGUGCAAGUUGGAGUUAACUCUUUAUUAGCAAGAUCACAAUCUGCACAGACUUGGCAGAGUAUCAGUCCUAAUGAGCACGUCAUCUCAUCUCUGGUGGGUCUUGUCCCAUGGAUCAGUUGCCAAGACUGAAAUUUCCUGCCUCCCCACAGCCAUCUAAAGCCCCUUCUCUCCAGGGCUUUCCCCAGGCAACCAGAGACUUCGCCUGUGUGUAGCCAACCUCUCCUAUGCCCUUUUCAUGCCUCUUCUGGUUCUGGGAAACCAGGAGGUUGGAGAGGAGCCUGUGCCAGCAGGAUGAUGGGGAACAGCUGUGACUCAUCUCUGCCUCUUGGCCUCUCUCCUCCCCUACUUAAGCUUCUGCCUCUGAUUCUGGACUUCUCUCUGCCACAGACUCUCCGAGCUCACUAAGCCCUGUUACCACUUCUCCCCAGUGUUUUCCUUCUUCUCCCUCUGACCACUCACCAUUGUCCCACCACCACUCCCAGGCUCUGAGCCUUCUUCCCUUGGUGGUUCCCCAGCUGGUUUAUCCCACCAUUACUCUGCAUCCAGCUAGUUCAUGACAUCUGAGCAGCAUCCUAGUGCACAUUGCUGAAUCACUUGCAUUUCACUGUGUCCGCUUGAGAGCAGGAAACAAUGAACCUUGGCUUAGCGUCAGGGUCUGUUUCUCUCCAAACAAACCACAAGUGGAAUUCAUUUACUGCCCAAGCUUUUCUUGGGAGAAACACCACAAGUGCUGGUUCAUAGGUCACACUAAACCAGGGACUCAGCUAUACAGCUGCAAAUAAAACAUUUUAAGUGUGUUGUAAAGUUCAUUAUACAAAUGUGCGAUGGUGAUGGUGAGCUACUGCAAAUUCUAUAUAUUUUUCAAAACUUUUUUUUUAAAGCAUUUUCACAGCGUUUUUUUAUAUAUGUCUAGAUUUCAUCCAGGGCUUGUCAAUUAUUGCUCCUUGCUCCAUGCAGGGCAGAAGGGGGGGGCGGGGUAUGAGAAGCAGCAAUUCAGCAGCAGGCACCAUAAGUUUAUUUUUUUUUUUUAUUACCCUCAAUAAUAGCCAAAUUAUAACAAUAACAAUUAAUUCCCAAAUUAUACAAAGUGCCAAUCAACUUCCAAUUAAUACGUUUUAGUUAAAGUGGCUCCCCGCAUGGCGGUUUGGGUGCAUUUCCGAUCUUAUAUCACUGCGUUCCAUAAUCUUAAGUAAUUUCAGUUAUAAUAAUAAUCCCUUAGUGAACAGCUACAUAAUCAAUGAUUUCCAUUUGUGAUGUUAGAAUAUAUAAAUUUAUAAAGCUUCAAGUGAGGAACUCAAACUAUUAUCUUUAUUCUGCCCUGUGUGUGAAAACUGUUAUAUCCAUGGAGAUUCCUUCUGUCCAUAUUUGUCUCUGUUGUUUUCUCCCAUCGUAGCUUGGGGCAGAACUGAAUCUUGAAGUUUCUCAGAGGUCUUUUCUCUUUGUCCCUUGCUUUGAUGUCUUGGAACAGGCGACAGUCUGCUAGAAACCAUGGCGGAUCUUCACUAUUUUUCUCUCAGCCUAGGAAAAGCUGGGCAGUUUUUGAACGCACUGAAGAUUUAAUACUCCUUUGCAACUCUCAGAAUCUCUGCAGCGUUCUUAUCUCAGCCCCCAAAUUCUUUUCCUUCCAGCAAGAGAUUUAUGGCCCAGUUAAACUUUAUCUUAGAUUACAUUUCAUCAGUAACACAUACAAAUCUCAGUCUCUUUUUCCUUGUCUGUUGUUUUUAAACAGAGGUGAGGGGAAUUAUUCUUUCUUUCCAACACAGUCAUACUUGAACUUCCCCUCCUCCUCCUUUCUUCAUUUCAGAUCACACACAGUUUCCAUUCUUUGCUUGUUAAUAUCAGUAUUACUCCAACGUCGCUUCCUCACUUGUAAAUAUCUAUUUAUCUUAUAUUCUGGAGAGGAAUGCCAAAUCAUAAAUAUAUAAAAGAAGCUUUAUAUAUAAAUAUAUAUAAACCAUGGGCUUCCCAACCGACUCUCACUCCGAAAAAAAUCUUAUCUCAAUUCAAACCUUUGAUCCGUGUAGCUGGUAUAUUUGGCAGUAUGUUUUUGCAACCCUUUCCCAUCAUGCGCCAGUUCUUUAAAUCCAAUUAAAGAUCCAGUUAUACGGAGAACCUCUGCCUCUUAAUGGUGGCCUAAGAGGGUUUUCACCAGGCGAAGUGCUUUUGCACUCAACGCCUCUGUGCCUCCCACAUUCCAUGCCAGAGUGAGAGCCAGGUACCCAGAUGAACUGCGAGAGAAGACCAUUCCCCCCGUACCUGGUGGUAAUUGCAAGGAUGAUUUCCCCUAUGUCAUCCUUGUUUUUUGUUUGCCAAUGAUCCCCUGCUGUCAUGGGGUCUGUCUCCAUUAAGGCUGGCAGGACCAGAAGCCCCAAGCCAGAAUUUUAUGCUACCAUGGUGAAGGAGCUGUUAUUGUCAGAUCCUUGGUAGGCUGAAAAACCUCUUUUAUACCAAAGUCUGGAGGACAGAAACAUGGCCUUUUGGAGAGGGAGUAUCUUUUAAAGGCUAUCCCACUGGCUGUGCCACGGAAUAGUGCCUGUGGUUUCUCCUGUUGCAGGAUCAAAGGUUAGGAACAUAGGAAGCUGACUUAUAUAGAUAGAGUCAAAUGACUGGUCCAUCUAGUUCAGUAUUCCCUACUUAGGAGUGGUGUCUCCUUUCUAUGGUUGCAGACUCAAGGCUUUUUUCCAAGCCUUGCAGAGAUAACAGGGAAUGAACUGAGGAACUUUUGCAUGCAAAGCAUGUACUCUACCAUGGAGCAAGUGCAGGUGACAACUGGGCUGGGCAAAGAGUUCCAUUGUUUAGCUAUGUUAAAAAGGUAAUGGGACCCCUGACCGUUAGGUCCAGUCGUGGCCGUGGCCGACUCUGGGGUUGCAAGGGAGCCGGUGUACAGCUUCUGGGUCAUGUGGCCAGCAUGACUAAGCCGCUUCUGGCGAAUCAGAGCAGUGCACGCCGUUUACCUUCCUGCCGGAGCAGUACUUUAUUUAUCUACUUGCACUUUGAUGUGCUUUCGCUUAGUGGUUUAAUAAGUUAUGAUUAAGUGACAAGUGGGGUGCCACAGGGUUGAAUGGUCAUCUGUCAGGGAUGCUUUAGUUGAGAUUCCUGCAUUGCAGGGGUUUGGACUAGAGGAUCAUUGGGAUCCCUUCCAAUUCUACAAUUCUAUGAUUUUAUAAUUCUAUAAUACAUUGGAACUUCGUGUUACGGACAGGAUCCGUUCCGGAGGCCUGUCCGUAACAUGGAACUGAUGCAGGCCGAAGCGCCGCGUCUGUGCAUGCAUGCGGCACGAUUUAGCGCUUCUGUGCAUGCAUGAAGCACAAUUUAGCACUUCUGUGCAUGCACGAGUGGCGAAACCCAGAAGUAACCCAUUCUGGUACUUCCGGGUUGCCGUGGGAUGCAACACGAAAACACGUAACCUGAAGCAGACGCAACAUGAGGUGUGACUGUAUGGCAUUGAAAUAGUCAAAUUCUUACUUACCUUAUUGCAAUGAUUAUAUAACACGUUUUGCCAUAGUCUGUUAGUCUGUUGCAACCUAUAAUGCUUCGGCAAUUUAAAGACUAAUUAUUUCAUUAUGGCAUAAACAUUGUCAGUUUCAUGAAGUGUUAUCUUCAGUUAUAGCUAUAUAAUAUGGAUUGGAGUGUGCAUAGGGAUUUAUAAGCACUAAGGUCAGAGUGAAAUGCAAUGCAGAAAGUACAGAGAAAGUGAGAAUUACCUAACACUGACAAAUUUACAAGACAGUUGUUGAUACCACAGACUUCCUGGCACUGGUAGGACAAUUAAUACAAGUAGUGUGAUAAGAAUUGUUGCCCAAUUCAGUCAACAGUUGAGAGCAUGAAACUCAAGAUGAACAGUCAUUCAGCAGCUGCACCUCUCAGUUUAGGCUGCAAUAGUAGAACAUGUUUAUUUGGGAAUAAACCCCAUUGAAUGCGAAAGACUUCUGAAGAGGCAUGUAUAGGUGUGUGCAGCCAGUGCAUUAAAAAUGAAGCAUCACUUGCGAGCAGCACAGGAGAAAUUGUGUUUCACUUUGCCUGUUGCACAUCUCUAUCAAGUGAAUAACAUAAAUGAAGCUUUGCCUUUUUUGUGUUUGUUAGAUCGCUGCUUAACAUUAUGAGUUGGCUUAUUCUGAGAGACAGUAGUUAACAAGGUAGAAUGUGGAUUUCCACCCUCUAUAUCUUCUUUUGCUGGCAGUUCUAAUAUUGUUAUUUUCCUUGGCUACUAUAACAACAAAAUAUUGCAUGGAUAUUUUAAUCCAAAAUAGGUUUAGGGAAAAUCAGUGCAUUCAGAAUAUUUGGAGACAGAAUAUUUCCCUCCCUCUCUUGCACACACAGUUUUCUCUCAGCAAGCAAAUAGUGUUUGCUCUCUGUGAGCUGUUCCAGAAUUAGUCGGCAGAAUGUAGGACUCCUCUGUAGCAGGAAAUAUUCAUCAUGCCAGCCAGAGGGAAAAGCAGCAGCCUGCUUAGCACAAACAAAAAAAGCAGAGAAAGGGGUUCUCUCUCUGCAAUUCCCUGCCAGCUUCCAUCCCACUCUGUGUUCUAAAGAAUUUCAUCACUAAAUAGUAAUGUUAAUUUACACUGACCCUUAGGAUAAAUGAUUGAGCCUGUCCUAAAUUUAGAGAGGGUAUUUAUUCAUAGUGUGAAUUACAUUUAAUGCACAUGACUUCCCCCCAAAAAUCAUAGGAAUGAUAGUUUAUUAAGGAUGAUGGGGACUAUAGCUCUGUGAGGGGUGAACUAUAGUUCCUAGGAUUCUCUGGCGAGGUUAUGUGCUUUAAAUGUAUGGUGUGCAUGCAGCCUUAAAAAAAAAAAGUGCAACCAGCAAUAUUUCCUUUUAGAUGUAAUGGCAGUAGUUUGGGUUAAGGCUUUUAUCUGAAUGACCUUUCAGAUGCACUAGAUGUCAAAAUCCUUAAAGAGGAAGAGAGGAUUGAUGAAUGAAAAGAGGUGAAUAUUGUCUGGGCUGAACAUGCCACACAAAUGCAAAUGUCUCUUGUCAGCCAGUACUGAUUCUCCUUGCAGGGGGUUGUGUGUGUGGAGGGGGGGUUGCAUUUGAAAAGGGGAGCCUGUUCACGAGAAAGAUUUAUUAAAAGAAAGCAUCUGAGGGACAUGAGACAGAGCCAAAGCAUGGUGCUUACAAUAUAGCUUUCAUUAUGUAGAGUGAGCCCCACCUGUUCCUGUGAAAUGACAGAUUGUGGCUUUAGGGCUGUGUGGAGAAUAUGAGAGCAUGCAUAAAAAGGAAGAAAGAAAAUACUCUCUUUGGUGUUGCUGCCAGAACACUGAGUUGCUGAUUGAAUUGCACUGCGCUGUGCUCAGUGAGCAGCCAUCUUGCCUGCCGGAGACAUCUCAAUUCUAGCCUGUUUUUACCUGCCACUCUGUAUUGUCAGCUUUGUUCUACUUCUCCUUCAUUUAAAAUGGAUUACAAGCAAAACUCGUCUUCUCCAGCUGGAUAGUUUUACAGAUUUUGUGCUUUGGAGAAGAGACUCCUAUAACCAGGACAAAAUUCAUGCAUGCAGGAAAAACCCCCCACAUAAUUCUGUGCUAAGGAAAUUUCUGUGCUAAGGAAAUUAGAGGGAGGAAUUCCUGGGGGUACUUUUUCCACACUCACCCCACUGACAUGAAAGGGAGGCAGCACAAGCUCAGAUCCUGCUCCAAAAUCAUAAGAAACAGUCUUGGGCUCCAAACUAAUACUGAAAUGUGCAUGUUUUAUGAAUCUGGACAUUUUAAAAUAAUAUUUUGCUUUUUUAAUACAGCCCAGAUUAAGAGUCUAUGUGAAUUAUGUGUUCUUUUCUCUUGCAAUCAAAGUUUGCACAUCUAUAUAAAGAUGACAUGCACCACCCACAGCUUUUACACUAAUUGCUAUGCAAAUUAAUUCACUACGUGAAAGUUUGCUGUAGCCUUCCCCACUGAGAGAGGAGUGUGUGGAGGACUCUCACAGCACACGUAAAGUCCGCCUGCACCCCAAUGUGCCUCCACACCCCAACACUGUGCUCCAUGUUUCACAACACACCACCAGGCAGCCUGAGAGCUUUCAGCUGAACCAUCCAGGGACCCUCCAGACAUUUUCCUUGCCAGGCUGAUGCCAGAAAUAUGAGUUAGACAGGUUGGUUUGCCUGGCGCUUGGAUAGGUAGCUGUUGCCCACUGAGAGGCAAACAUGGAGGGGGACGAAGAAUGUUUGGGGGCUGUGAGCUCUUCUGCUCUAAUAAUCCUUGCUGAUCACUGACCACAAAGCGCAGUUUCCACAACCUCCACACUUUCUGAUGUGUGCAGUGGGCCGGUAUAAGUGAUAAGGGACAUCUGAAUAAGGCAGUGGUGUCCAAACUUUUUUCAAAGAGGGCCAGAUUUGAUGAAGUGAAGGGCCAUGAGGGCCGACCAAAGUUUUUUUAGGAUUGAAGUUGUUGAGCUUUUUUUAUGAUUUUACCCCAGGAUAUAACCUGCCACAGGGACUGGAUUAAACUGACCGGCGGUCCUCAUUAGGCCCCCGAAAUGGACUUUGGACAUGCCUGGCAUAAGGGAUGGAAAGCACAGCAGAGGGACGGGCAUGUUGUCAGGCAGAUAUAUAAACUCUAUUGCGUGGACAGGCGGAGUCCCCCCGACCCCAGGCAACCCCCGAGUGGAAUAAUGACUCAAGACAACAUGGCCACAACUUUAUUAAGUUUCAGAUGUAGGGAAACCUUGGCUCAGCCAUUGGGCGUUUAUCCUUCCCAGUUCCCAGCUGGGGAUCUGGGAGACAUCAGGGUUAUCCAGAAUGUGUGGGGAUUGGGCUGGCUCUGGAGAACAUAUGUUCACCGCCAUCGCAGGGGAGAGCAGUGACAACCUCUCGGCAUAUGGCCAGUGCCUCCCCUCAAGACCCUUUAAUGGGGAACCCUGGGAUCACCGCCGCAAGUGGGGUGUGGGUCACUGCUUCAUGCCCCCCCCCUUUUAGGAAGAUAGACUAAAGGAUUCUGCCCAAGGCCUGAAACUGCCAAGGUUGUGACGUUUUGCUACGGGAAAGGCAAAACCUGCCAGUGCAGGAAAAUUCCUUUCCGGCCCUUCAACAGCAACCAUGAUGUAGCAGCGCCUGUGUACCUGUGGAGAAGAGGUUAACCUGCAAAAGAAGGCUUAACUGAGGGAGGGCAGGGUGGGAGAAGCUCUGGGGCCAACUGACGCUUCGCAGGUUCACCUUCUGUUGUGUGGGCAGGGCUGUCCCUCCCCCUACCUGGCCGAUCCCCUGGCAACGCCUCCCCAGGCGGGAUUGGGCGAUUGGCUGAGGUAGGCAGAGACCUCCAGGUAUCCAGCCUGGGGAGGGUGAAGCCAGCCCGUACUACCGGGAUCUGCAAAGGGAUCUGGGGGGCUGCGCGCAACCACGCAAAAGGCGCCCUCCAUUUGAUGUGGGGAGCGGUUACUGCUGAAUAUUGAAGCCUUUUACAGGUAACUGCCCAGAUUAGAAUUCUGAAUACACCACAUGGAGCCUUUCUAAAUGUGAGGAUUCCUCCCUGUUCAUUUCAAUACAAGGAGGCAUCUGUCGCUUUCUAAAAAGGAAUACUCUCAAAGUUCUCCUGAAAGGGCUGGUUCAGCUUUUCAGUAAAUUUUAAAAGAUUAUUAAAAGUACAAGUAUGUUAAUUAUUGCAAAUUAUUUUCCUGCAAAAUAUUCAAGUAAUGUCACAGUGAUUAUAGGAGAACUAUUACCUGGUUGUUCAGGUACCUCGGGUUAAGAACUUAAUUCAUUCCGGAGGUCCAUUCUUAACCUGAAACUGUUCUUAACCUGAAGAACCACUUCAGCUAAUGGGGCCUCCUGCUGCCGCUGCACCGCUGGAGCACGAAUUCUGUUCUCAUCCUGAAGCAAAGUUCUUAACCUGAAGCACUAUUUCUGGGUUAGCGGAGUCUGUAACCUGAAGCGUCUGUAACCCGAGGUACCACUGUACUUCAUCCUUAAGAUGAGAAAAACCACACCAUAUUGGGCAUCUGUUAAGUUACAUGGACAUUGUUAGAAAAAUGAGGUACCACCCUGUUCUGAGAUAUGGUUAAGGAUAUGAUCAAAGCUACAGGUUAGAAAAUUCUGUUCAAAUCCUUGUUUUUCUCCCCAUGGGUGUAGCCAAGGGAGGACAGGAAGGGGCAGCUGCUCCCCCUAAAUCAAUACAAAUCAGUACAAAUAUGAGGCUCUGCGCCCCCCAACAAAAGCCUGCCCCCCUAAUAUGAGGCCUGGCUAUGCCCUCGCCCAUGUUUCUCCCUCUUAAAUCCUGGAAGGAAAACAGGAAACAAGGAUAGAAUCAAUGCCUUGUAUACAGAUAUACCAGAACAUGGUUAUAGAAUGGACUUUGGUCUGCAAGUAACAGAUAUUUACUUCUGAAUUCUUCUUUAUAUUCAGAUUGCUGUUGUGUCACAUAGAAAAGCUAUCCUCUCCACCCAGUGGGUGCUGGUGGCAGAGAGCCAAUUGUGCAGAGAAACAAUUGCAAAGUAUUUCUCCUGAGUUUUAUUCAUUGUUGCAUACAGUGCCGAACACUAAGGACGAGUCCUAGUGACUGAUGGUUUCCCUCUUUUGUCUCUUGCCCUCUCGUAUCCCAUUCCAACCUCACCCUUUCCCAUUCAGACACGAAAACAGAAAAACUAUGUACAGUAUAUAGGUCAGGGUUGUUGGGACUAAUUGCAGAGGUUAUGGACAAAUAUAUGUUUAAUAUUCAGAACACAAGUUUCCAUUUUGCAUAACAGGAGGGAGUAUUGAAUCAUGAUUUGUAUUAGGCACACAAAGUUCAGCUGUGUAAUUUAUUAUUCCAAGGCAGUGAGGGGAAUAAUGGAAGUGAGAAGGACACACAAUCUCCACUCAGAAAAGAUUUAAUUAAGCUAAAACAAAGACUGAAGAUAUAUGGCAGGGUCUUGUGCAUUGAAGUCGUUUCUGGAAUACUGGAAUCACAAAAAGCAAGCCUUAAUAGUCAGAUGCUGGACAUUACAAAAGAAUGCCAUAGAAAACCAAAACACUAGAUGAUGCAGUUUAAAGGCAUCAAAAGAAAGAUAAUUCAUUGGUUAAGAUGGGCAGAUUAAAUUUUAUAAAAUAGAAACUCUGGAAUAAUAUUAUUUUUAAAUAUUAGGAAUAUGUGAAUUGCUGUUUCAGACACUUAUUUACACUAGCCAUGAAAUCUGGCAGAUUUUUAAAAAAUUACUUGCACCAGACUCCAGAAAAAAAUUGUGCUUUACAGUUUCCUAGUUGGACACAGUGAUCUGAGCAAAUUCAUUUCCUUGCAGCCUAUGCAGAAUAACCAACCCACCCAUUAGUUAAAGUAUCCAUGCAUGUUUACUCAGAAGUAAGUCACACUUCUGUUCAGUGGGACUUAUUCACUAGUUAACACAUUUAGGACUCAAUCCUUAGGGUCAAAAUAGACCAUACAUGAAAUGGGGUGAGGGCAUUUAAUAAGCUUAUUUUUUAUGAUUUGCGGGUUAUGUCAAUAGUAGCCAUGGGAAGAGGGAAUGUGAUCAGGAUCAGGCUUGUUUUAAUUUGCAUUCAAUAUGAAAUUCAGUGGAUACCUAUGAGUCCUGCUAAUAUAUGAUUUGUAUGCAAUAUUCCAGUUGUGAAGAUGUCGUAUGAUAAGAAUAGGUCCUCAAACAUUUGUAGCUAUUUAAUACACUGAAAUAUUGUCACCCCCAAAUUAUAUUGAACUUGCAAUGCAUCCCUUGUAAUGACUUGGCAUUUCAAUGCCCUGUGGUUUUCUUUUUCCAGUGCUUUGAAAGAGCACUAAGCAACAUAAUAUAUUUAUUUAAAUUAAAUAGAGAAGACAGACGCCAUUUGCAGAGAAGUCUGUAUGCUGUUACCCAGUUCACUUAUAAUUCUAAUACAAAACUAUGGCUUAGGAUGAACACACGAGCAUGCGGGCUCCCAGAAAGGAGCUCAGGGCCAUUUUAUUCCUUCUCUGGUCCUGCUAAGCCAUGAUUUGCCUUGGUGUGUUAUCCCAACCCAGGCUUGUGAUUUGGCUUCUUCAGACAAACCAUGAACUGUAAAGCAAACUGUGGUUACAGCUUGUGGUUUGUCCAGAGCAAGGCAAACCAUGAGCCUAAGUUUGGAUGAUGUAUUAAGCCAAACCAUGGCAUAUCUCUCAGCCACAGAUCAGAGGAAGAUUAAAGUGGUCCCAACGUCCCCUCCAGGAUCUCUCAGGAUCUCACAUUUGUGCAAAACCAUGGUUUGCCUUAGCUUUACCUGUGAGCCAGGUCUUUGAGAAAAUCCCAGUUGCAUGGUACCUAUCUGCAGAACUUUAAUUGCAAUACUAAGGGUUUGUUGUUCACUUUUAUUCCCCCCCCCCCCCCACAGAACCAGAGGCUGGCGAGGUGUCCCCUCCAGUGGGAGCUGGCGUGAACAGCAACAGUUGGACCUUUAAAUAUGGACCUGGCAACUCCAAGCAGCCUGGUCCCGGUGAGUUGCCAGACAAAUUCAUUAUCCCAGGAUCUCCUGCAAUCAUCUCCAUCCGUCAGGAUCCGCCAAACAGCCAAACUGACAAAAGUGACUUCAUAACCUUUGGCAAGAAGGAGGAGAGCAAGAAAAAGAAGAAAAAGAAGAAGGGGAACAAAGCUCAGGAGAAAAAAGAAAAGGGCAACAGCACCACUGACAACAGUGACCAGUGAGGGGUUUAUACUGAACAAUCUACUUAGCCAAUUUUUGUAAUCUUGGAAGAUCUCUCCUAUGUAGCAACUCCCAACUUCUUCCUACUGUUAGCCAAUUUCCUGUAUGUGCAAGACUUCAGAAAUCCACAGGGAAUUCACAAUGUCUGUCUAGAUUGCUUAACAGUUUUGUCUUGAAAGCUUUAUUAAGCCUGGUGUUAACUCUUUUUCUCCACUCUGGCUUGUUUUCAGAAUCUAAAAAGCAGACACAAGUUUCUUUUCUCCUACGCUGA
Podarcis lilfordi (Lilford's wall lizard) is the source of this 52457-nucleotide messenger RNA. NCBI's taxonomy places the organism in Eukaryota, Metazoa, Chordata, Lepidosauria, Squamata, Lacertidae. The record is from the annotation of a GenBank genome assembly.